AUGCCUUGCUCAUCUCUGUCCACCCAGCCCAUCCUCCUCCCUGUCACCUUCCCGGACUAUCCUGGUCCCCCACUGAGUCCUGCCCUAGUGGACUCAGGUGCUGCAGGCAAUUUCCUAGACCGGUCAGAGGCCUUAUCAUUAUGCAUUCCUUUAGUCCCUUUACAACCCCCUAUCCCAGUCCAUGCCUUAGACAAACGUUCCCUAGGAAUAAGACUGGUAAGCCAAAGCACGAUUCCCAUUUCCCUCCAGUUGAUCACAACCACCAUGAACGCAUCACGUUCCUCAUCUUAGACUCUCCUGCACACCCCAUAGUACCCCAGUCAUAGACUGUUCUCUCUGCUACCGCACGGCAAGCGGUACCGGAGUGCCAAGUCUAGGUCCAAAAGACUUCUCAACAGCUUCUACCCCCAAGCCAUAAAACUCCUGAACAGCUAAUCAUGGCUACCCAGACUAUUUGCACUGCCCCCCCCCACCCCAUCUUUUUACGCUGCUGCUUAUUGCUGUUAAUUAUUUAUGCAUAGUCACUUUAACUCUACACACAUGUACAUAUUACUUCAAAUAUCUCAACUAGCCGGUGCCCCCGUACAUUGACUCUGCACCGGUACCCCCCUGUAUAUAUAGCCUCCCUACUGUUAUUUUAUUUAACUUCUGCUCUUUUUUUCUCAACACUUUAUUGUUGUUGUUUUAUUUUACUUUUUUAUUAAAAAAUAAAUGCACUGUUGGUUAAGGACUGUAAGUAAGCAUUUCACUGUAAUGUCUGCACCUGUUGUAUUCAGCGCAUGUGGCCAAUAAAAUGUCAUUUGAUUUGAUUUGAUAUGUCUCCCCUGGUUACAGAUGCAUAACCCCAGUAUAUCGUGGACAGAGAAAAGGUUGUUGGGUUGAUCACAGGAGUGUCAGGAGAGGUGUCUCUCGGUGUCUAUCUGUGCCAACUACGUGUAAAGUCCGGACCAGGCCACUCACAUCCCUAUCCCGUAGGAAUACCAGGACCUACAGUGCCUUGCAAAAGUAUUCAUCCCCCUUCACAUUUUUCCUAUUGUGUUUGCCCAUUGACAAAGACAUGAUCAGUCUAUAAUUUUUAUGUUAGGUUUAUUUGAACAGUGAGAGACCGAAUAACAACAAAAAAAUCCAGAAAUACGCAUGUCAAAAAUGUUAUAAAUUGAUUUGCGUUUUAAUGAGGGAAAUAAGUAUUUGCCCCUCUGCAAAACAUGACUUAGUAUUUGGUGGCAAAACCCUUGUUGGCAAUCACAGAGGUCAGACGUUUCUUGUAGUUGGCCACCAGGUUUGCACACAUCUCAGGAGGGAUUUUGUCCCACUCCUCUUUGCAGAUCUUCUCCAAGUCAUUAAGGUUUCGAGGCUGAUGUUUGGCAACUCGAACCUUCAGCUCCCUCCACAGCUUUUCUAUGGGAUUAAGGUCUGGAGACUGGCUAGGCCACUCCAGGACCUUAAUGUGCUUCAUCUUGAGCCACUCCUUUGUUGCCUUGGCUGUGUGUUUUGGGUCAUUGUCAUGCUGGAAUACCCAUCCACGACCCAUUUUAAAUGUCCUAGCUGAGUGAAGGAGGUUCUCACCCAAGAUUUGACGGUACAUGGCCCCGUACAUCGUCCCUUUGAUGCGGUGAAGUUGUCCUGUCCCCUUAGCAGAAAAACAACCCCAAAGCAUAAUGUUUCCACCUCCAUGUUUGACGGUGGGGAUGGUGUUCUUGGGGUCAUAGGCAGCAUUCCUCCUCCUCCAAACACGGCGAGUUGAGUUGAUGCCAAAGAGCUCGAUUUUGGUCUCAUCUGACCACAACACUUUCACCCAGUUCUCCUCUGAAUCAUUCAGAUGUUCAUUGGCAAACUUCAGACGGGACUGUAUAUGUGCUUUCUUGAGCAGCGGGACCUUGCGGGCGCUGCAGGAUUUCAGUCCUUCACGGCGUAGUGUGUUACCAAUUGUUUUCUUGGUGACUAUGGUCCCAGCUGCCUUGAGAUCAUUGACAAGAUCCUCCCGAGUAGUUCUGGGCUGAUUCCUCACCAUUCUCAUGAUCAAUGCAACUCCACGAGGUGAGAUCUUGCAUGGAGCCCCAUGUCGAGGGAGAUUGACAGUGCUUUUGUGUUUCUUCCAUUUGCGAAUAAUCGCACCAACUGUUGUCACCUUCUCACCAAGCUGCUUGGCGAUGGUCUUGUAGCCCAUUCCAGCCUUGUGUAGGUCUACAAUCUUGUCCCUGACAUCCUUGGAGAGCUCUUUGGUCUAGGCCAUGGUGGAGAGUUUGGAAUCUGAUUGAUUGAUCGCUUCUGUGGACAGGUGUCUUUUAUACAGGAAACAAGCUGAGAUUAGGAGCACUCCCUUUAAGAGUGUGCUCCUAAUCUCAGCUCGUUACCUGUAUAAAAGACACCUGGGAGCCAGACAUCUUUCUGAUUGAGAGGGGGUCAAAUACUUAUUUCCCUCAUUAAAAUGCAAAUCAAUUUAUAACACUUUUGAAAUACAUUUUUCUGUAUUUUUUUGUUGUUAUUCUGUCUCUCACUGUUCAAAUAAACCUACCAUUAAAAUUAUAGACUGAUAAUUUCUUUGUCAGUGGGCAAACGUACAAAAUCAGCAGGGGAUCAAAUACUUUUUUCCCUCACUGUAUACACCUGUUCUGAAAGGCCCCAGAGUCUGCAACACCAAUAAGCAAGGGGCACCACCAAGCAAGCAGCACCAUGAAGACCAAGGAACUCUCCAAACAGGUCAGGGACAAAGUUGUGGAGAAGUACAGAUCAGGGUUGGGUUAUUAAAAAAUAUCAGAAACUUUGAACAUCCCACGGAGCACCAUUAAAUCCAUUAUUAAAACAUGGAAAGAAUAUGGCACCACAGCAAACCUGCCACGAGAGGGCCGCCCACCGAAAUUAAUGGACCAGGUAAUGAGGGCAUUAAUCAGAGAGGCAUCAAAGAGACCAAUGAUAACCCUGAAGUAGCUGCAAAGCUCAACAGCGGAGAUUGGAGUAUAUGCCUGGUUCUACCCUCACGUGGGGGCAUAUCUACUCUCUCUCGCAUGCAGAGACCGAAGCCAUGGAGGUCUACAUCCAGUAGAUGCUGGCCUAAGGAUUCCUCCGUCCGUCCACCUCUCCGGCCUCUUCCAGCUUUUUAUUCGUGAAGAAGAAGGACGGAGGUCUCCUCCCCUGUAUCAAUUACCGGACACUGAAUAAGGCUACGGUUAAAUUCAGUUAUCCCUGCCUCUCAUAUCCACUGUGAUCGAACAGAUACACGGUGCAAAGUACUUUACCAAAUUGGAUUUACGCAGUGCCUACAACAUGGUGCGCAUCAGAGAGGUGGAUGAAUGGAAGACCGCCUUCAGCACCAGCACCGGGCACUACAAAUACAUGGUAAUGCCCUACAGCCUGACAAAUGCACCCUCGGUGUCCCAAUCCUUCAUUAACGAGGUGUUUAGAGACAUGUUGGGUCGCUCUGUAGUGGUGUACAUAGACGACAUCUUGGGGUACUCCACUACAUGCGAGCAACAUGUCUCUCAUGUCAGGUCCGUUUUGGAGAGGCUGAUAGGGCAUCUCCUGUAUGCCAAGGUGGGGAAGUGCCUUUUCUUCCAGCAGGCGGUCUCCUUCCUGGGCUAUCGAAUAUCCACCGUGGGAGUGGAAAUGGAAGAACAGAGGGUCAGUGCAGUACGGUCGUGGCCUGUUCCCUCCAACAUCAAGGCGAUGCAGCGCUUCCUAGGUUUUGCCAACUAUUUCAGGCGCUUCAUUAGGGGUUUCAGCACAGUGGUGGCCCCUCUCACCUCCCUCCUUAUGGGAGGUCCUCGACAGCUGCACUGGACUGGGGAGGCCAAUGAAGCCUUUCGUGCGCUCAAGGAACAGUUUACGAAUGCACCGGUUCUGGCUCAUCCUGUCCCAUCUCUGCCCUUCAUCGUGGAGAUGGAUGCCUCUGAGGUUGGAGUAGGGGCUGUUCUCUCCCAACGUACUGGAUCGCCGCCUAAACUCUAUCCAUGCGCCUUCUACUCACGGAGCUGUCUCCCGCGGAGCGGAAUUAUGACGUGGGGUGAUUGUGAGUUGUUGGCCGUCAAGAAGGCGCUGAAGGCAUGCCGGCACUGGCUGGAGGCUGCUCAACACCCAUUCCUUGUCUGGACGGACCACCGGAACCUAGAGUACAUUCGAGCAGCGAAGAGGCUGAACCGCGUCAGGCCAGGUGGGCCCUAUUCUUCACCAGGUUUGACUUUACCCUCUCCUACCGGCCGGGAUCUAAGAAUGUUAAGUCCGAUGCAUUGUCCCGGGUGCAUGACACAGAGGAUCGGAGGGAGGAAGUGACAACCAUUAUUCCCCUGUCCCGCAUUGUGGCUCCUGUCAUGUGGAUUGUGUACGCGGACAUCCGUCGAGCCCUGUGACAGGAGUCCUCACCUGCCCACUGUCCCGAGGGGCGUAACUACGUGCCCUCUGAUGUGCGGGACCGAUUCUUCGCCUUGGUACACACAGCACCUGUGUCGGGGCACCCGGGCAUAGCCCAUACAAUCGGCUGUCUCUCCGCCAAGUACUGGUAGCCGACCUUGGGCUGGGACAUCCGGGUUUACGUCUCUUCAUGUUCCACCUGCACACAGAGCAAGACACCGAGAUACCUUCCCUAUGACAAACUCCACCCGCUGCCGGUUCCACAACUACCCUUGUCCCAUCUCUCCAUGGACUUUGCCACAGACCUUCCCCCCUCAGAGGGGCACACCACCGUCCUGGUCGUUGUGGACCGGUUUUCCAAAGCCUGUCAUUUGAUUCCUCUGCCUGGUCUCCCUACGGCCAUGCAAACCACGGAGGCUCUCUUCUCUCAUGUCUUCUGGCACUACAGUAUCCCGGAGGACAUUGUGUCAGACCGUGGUCCUAAGUUCACCUCCCGUGACUGGAAGGCCUUCAUGGAACGACUGGUGAUCACGGUCAGCCUCACCUCCGGGUACCCUCCCCAAUCAAAUGGGCAGGUGGAAAGUGUAAAUCAGGAACUCGGUAGGUACCUUCGUAGUUACUGUCAGGACCUUGGGCAGAAAACACGCACAAAACUCCCUCCGUCACUCCUCCACUAACCUCAGACACUUUCAGUGUGUUCUAGGCUAUCAGCCGGCCCUGGCACCGGAGUCAGAUCGAGGCUCCUGCGGUGGACGAUUGGUUCUGGCGCUCUGAGGAGGUAUGGAACACAGCGCACACCCGUCUCCAGCGCGUCAUCCUCUGGCAGAAGGUGCAGGCUGAUCGUCACCGCAGUGUGGCCCCGGUCUUUCACCCCAGUGACAGGGUCUGGGUGUCUAUGAAGGACCUGCCCCUCCACCUGCCCUGCCGUAAGCUGAGCCCGCGGUUUGUGGGGCCAUUCAAAGUCCUGAGGAGAAUCAAUAAGGUGACAUACAGAAUACAGCUCCCCAUCAAUUACCGUAUCUCACCCUCAUUUCAUGUAUCUCUCCUCAGGCCGGAGGCAGCUGGUCCAUUGGCUAGUGCUGGACACCACAAUGCACCUCCCCCUCCCUUGGACAUCGAGGGAGCCCCAGCGUACUCCAUCCGCAGCUUGUUGGACUCAAGGCGUCGUGGGGGGUUUCUCCAGUACCUGGUCGACUGGGAGGGGCACGGUCCCGAAGAGCGGUGCUGGUUUCUGGCGCGGGACAUCCUGAACCGUUCUCUCAUUCGGGAUUUCCACAGGCGUCGUCCUGACCGACACACACCGCAUCUCCAGGGUUGUCCCCAAGGUCAGCGCGCCCCGCUGCUGGAGCAGCGCCUCAGGAGGAGGGUACAGUCACACCAGCCUUCGUUUUGGCUCCCCCUCCUGUCCAGCUCAGGUGUUCGGCGUCGCUGGCCUUCUAGCUGCUGCCGAACCUACUGCUGGCAAACGCCCCUCACUCAUCAACCCCGGACUUGUCUCGUCAUCAUUACACACACCUGGUUCCAAUCCCCACUCCAUCACUGUAUAUAUACUCCCUCUGUCAUUUGUCUUUGUCGGUCAUUGUAUAUGCCUCUUGUUUUCCUGAGAGGAAUCUCUCAUACUAUUUCCUGAGUACUUUAUAUUUUGCACUGUGGGUUUCGUCCCGCUUUGAGCUAUGGUGCUUUAAUAAAUACAGUAGUUCUAAACCUGUGACUGCCUCCUGCCUACUCCUCUCUACACUUGUGACAGUAUUAAUAGGCCAUCCGUCAUAGAGAAAACAAUAUUAUAUGCUAAAAACGGGAUAUUUAAAAAAAGAUAUGACUAAGACUAAGACAAGCAGUAUAAGGACUUAAGAAAUAAUAUAAUUGCUGUUAAAGUUAUUAUUUGAUAUGCUUAGUAAUGUGUAAUGGUUGCUAAUUUAUAUAUACAAUUCAUCUGCCACACACUUUCUUUCAAACAUUUGUUUCAACAAAUAAUUUUCUACAUCACCUUAGGAGGUUCUCUCCAAGUUAUGUUUGUUGGAUAGCUACCAGUCCCUUGUCGUUGUGUUAAAUGUUAAGUGUAGGCCUGUAUGUACAGUAUGUGUCGAUUCAUAAUACUGUCAAAGUUCCCAAGCCUCUCUGUGGUACUUUGUCAGGAUUAACGGUUCCUGUCCUAUUUCCUUUCUCUUCCCAUCAUGUUGCUUGUAAAGUGGAAGGCGGUGAGGGUGCUGCAGAAAAGCCCCACCACAAAAAACAUAUGCGAGAGAAAAGGAGCUUUCUCUAAGUCUCUUUGUAUCUGUUUUGUGGGUGUUAUAGGGGAAAGGGAAAGUGGAUACCUAGCUAGUUGCACAACUGAAUGUAUUCAAUUGAAAUGUGUCUUCCGCAUUUAACCCAACCCCUGUGAAUCAGAGAGGUGCAGGGGGCUGCAUCAAUCGAUGUCCAUGUCAUCAGCGCCCGGGGAGCAGUUGUUGUUGGGGGUUAACUGCCUUGCUCAAGGGCAGAACGGACAAUUUUUCCACCUCGCUGGCUCUGGGAUUUACUGUACCAACGCAUGAUGGAUGAAAGUAAUGACUGUGAAUUGCAUGUAGGCUACUUCAAGCCACAACACCUCCUUUUAUUAUUUUAUUAGACCAAUGUGGUCUAAAAAGGAAGGAAAUUACAAUCACGAGGAUCCACUUUUAUAGACAAUUUACCGACGCACAGAAACCGCAUUGCACAAACAAAACAACCCUCAUAUCAACUGGAAUUACAUGGGUCUAUUACUGAACUUUCUGUUUAACAAAAAUAUUUGAAUGGGAAGAGACUAUCACUGGAAAACAUGGUUACAGACCCAACAACAUUAUAUAGUAUCCCCUCCUCGUGAAGAAAAGCACAUGAGCUAAUUAUAACACACAAAGUAAGCAAAACAAUGAAAUCAUUCCAACAUUGCCUAAAAUGAUGAAUAAAAUACUAAUGAGAUAGACCUACAGUGCCUUGGAAAAGUAUUCAUCCCCCUUGGCGUUUUUCCACUAAGCAAGGGGCACCACCAAGCAAGCAGCACCAUGAAGUCCAAGGAGCUCUCCAAACAGGUCAGGGACAAAGUUGUGGAGAAGUACAUAUCAGGGUUGGGUUAUAAAAAAAUAUCUGAAACUUUGAAAAUCCCACGGAGCACCAUUAAAUCCAUUAUUAAAAAAUGGAAAGAAUAUGGCACCACAACAAACCUGCCAAGAGAGGGCCGCCCACCAAAACUCACGGACCAGGCAAGGAGGGCAUUAAUCAGAGAGGCAACAAAGAGACCAAAGAUAACCCUGAAGGAGCUGCAAAGCUCCACAGCGGAGAUUGGAGUAUCUGUCCAUAGGACCACUUUAAGCCGUACACUCCACAGAGCUGGGCUUUACGGAAGAGUGGCCAGACAAAAGCCAUUGCUUAAAGAAAAAAAUAAGCAAACACAUUUGGUGUUCGCCAAAAGGCAUGUGGGAGACUCCCCAAACAUAUGGAAGAAGGUACUCUGGUCAGAUGAGACUAAAAUUGAGCUUUUUGGCCAUCAAGGAAAAUGUCUGGCGCAAACCGAACACCUCUCAUCGCACUGAGAACACCAUCCCCACAGUGAAGCAUGGUGGUGGCAGCAUCAUGCUGUUUUUCAUCGGCAGGGACUGGGAAUCUGGUCAGAAUUGAAGGAAUGAUGGAUGGCACUAAAUACAGGGAAAUUCUUGAGGGAUACCUGUUUCAGUCUUCCAGAGAUUUGAGACUGGGACGGAGGUUCACCUUCCAACAGGACGAUGUCCCUAAGCAUACUGCCAAAGCAACACUUGAGUGGUUUAAGGGGAAACAUUUAAAUGUCUUGGAAUGGCCUAGUCAAAGCCCGGGGGGGGGGGGGGGGGGGGGGGGGGGGGGGGUAUACAUUUAUAAUGUCAUGUUGUUUGCUUAGUUUGCUUCAUUUUGCACUGAAAAUAACACAUGCAAGCUUUGCAUAUACUGUGGGUGCGAUCUCUUGGUAGAUCUGGCAUGUGAUUUAGGGCUGUAUUCCGACCUGAUAGACAUACUGGUGUAUCAGCCAUUGCUUUAACAAGACCUUCUUGGGAUUAGUAAAGUUCUACUACAACUACUUCUACACUCAUAUUGAGUCCGAAUAUGGCCUUCAAAAAUUUACAUAAUAAAUAGUGAUUAUAAUUAUUUUAGAUAUUAAGUAUGCUACAUGUGGUCAUCAUUAAUGUACAUCUCAAGUGUUUUGAGCAGUAAGUGCUAACAAUUUUAUCAAAUAAUUUCACAAUUUUCUAAUUAUUAUUUUUUUGUGUGUGAUCAGGCAAGAAAUUCAGAUCGAAAGUCCCUGGGGUUAUGAUCACACAGUACGUGGAGGAAAUACCAGAGGGAAAGAGCCACCCAGACUUCACCCGCAAGCCCAUCGCUUUGACUAUUCAGGAGGGUAAGAAACAGUUUAUCUUGUAAUAUCCUGUAUAACAAGCAUUGUUCUCCUAUUAUUACUACUAUACAUAAUAUUGUGUGUCCUACUAUUGCCUUUUAAGGAGAGGCAUACACAUUUACCGUAAAGUUGAGAGCAUAUACCACAGGCUUCUGACCAUGACAUGUGACAGUGGUCAUAAGACAUGUGAUGCGUGGUGGAGGAUAGGAAAUGCAAUCCUUACAGAUGGCUCAUAUCACUUUCCACAUUUGCAAUUGGAAUUAAAUGUAGACUGUACAUAAUUUAUGAUUGUGACAACUUUCAAUGCCCUACACACACCAAAUAUUUAUUUAACCUGAGGGAAAAACGUACUUAUUUAAGGGAAGACAACAUGCACACAGAUUGGGGACAAACCCUUUACAUUUACAUUUUACAUUUUAGUCAUUUAGCAGACGCUCUUAUCCAGAGCGACUUACAGGAGCAAUUAGGGUUAAGUGCCUUGCUCAAGGGCACAUUUACGUCAUUUAGCAGACGCUCUUAUCCAGAGCGACUUACAAAUUGGUGCAUUCACCCUAUAGCCAGUGGGAUAACCACUUUCCAAUUUAUUUAUUUAUUUAUUUAUUUUUUGGGGGGGGGGGGGGGGGGGUAGAAGGAUUACUUUAUCCUAUCCCAGGUAUUCCUUAAAGAGGUGGGGUUUCAAAUGUCUCUGGAAGGUGGUGAGUGACUCCGCUGUCCUGGCGUCGUGAGGGAGCUUGUUCCACCAUUGGGGUGUCAGAGCAGCGAACAGUUUUGACUGGGCUGAGCGGGAACUAUGCUUCCGCAGAGGAAGGGGAGCCAGCAGGCCAGAGGUGGAUGAACGCAAUGCCCUCGUUUGGGUGUAGGGACUGAUCAGAGCCUGAAGGUACAGAGGUGCCGUUCCCCUCACUGCUCCAUAGGCAAGCACCAUGGUCUUGUAACGGAUGCGAGCUUCAACUGGAAGCCAGUGGAGUGUGCGGAGGAGGGGGGUGACGUGAGAGAACUUGGGAAGGUUGAACACCAGACGGGCUGCGGCAUUCUGGAUGAGUUGUAGGGGUUUAAUGGCACAGGCAGAGAGCCCAGCCAACAGCGAGUUGCAGUAAUCCAGACGGGAGAUGACAAGUGCCUGGAUUAGGACCUGUGCUGCUUCCUGUGUAAGGCAGGGUCGUACUCUCCGAAUGUUGUAGAGCAUGAACCUGCAGGAUCGGGUCUUGAUGUUAGCGGAGAACGACAGGGUGUUGUCCAGGGUCACGCCAAGGCUCUUCGCACUCUGGGAGGAGGACACAACGGAGUUGUCAACCGUGAUGGCGAGAUCAUGGAACGGGCAGUCCUUCCCCGGGAGGAAGAGCAGCUCCGUCUUGCCAGGGUUCAGCUUGAGGUGGUGAUCCGUCAUCCAUACUGAUAUGUCUGCCAGACAUGCAGAGAUGCGAUUCGCCACCUGGUUAUCAGAAGGGGGAAAGGAGAAGAUUAGUUGUGUAUCGUCAGCGUAGCAAUGAUAGGAGAGGCCAUGUGAGGAUAUGACAGAGCCAAGUGACUUGGUGUAUAGGGAGAAAAGGAGAGGGCCUAGAACUGAGCCCUGGGGGACACCAGUGGUGAGAGCACGUGGUGCGGAGACAGCUUCUCGCCACGCCACUUGGUAGGAGCGACCGGUCAGGUAGGACGCAAUCCAGGAGUGAGCCGCGCCGGAGAUGCCCAGCUCGGAGAGGGUAGAGAGGAGGAUCUGAUGGUUCACAGUAUCAAAGGCAGCAGACAGGUCUAGAAGGACAAGAGCAGAGGAGAGAGAGUUAGCUUUAGCAGUGCGGAGAGCCUUCGUGACACAGAGAAGAGCAGUCUCAGUUGAAUGACCAGUCCUGAAACCUGACUGGUUUGGAUCAAGAAGGUCAUUCUGAGAGAGAUAGCAAGAGAGUUGGCUAAAGACGGCACGCUCAAUAGUUUUGGAAAGAAAAGAAAGAAGGGAUACUGGUCUGUAGUUGUUGACAUCAGUGGGAUCGAGUGUUGGUUUUUUGAGAAGGGGUGCAAAUCUCGCUCUCUUGAAGACGGAAGGGACAUAGCCAGCGGUCAAGGAUGAGUUGAUCAGCGAGGUGAGGUAGGGGAGAAGGUCACCGGAGAUGGUCUGGAGAAGAGAGGAGGGGAUGGGGUCAAGCGGGCAGGUUGUUGGGCGGCCUGCAGUCACUAGUCGCAAGAUUUUAUCUGGAGAGAGAGGGGAGAAAGAAGUCAAAGCAUAGGGUAGGGCAGUGUGAGCAGGACCAGCAGUGUCAUUAGACUUAACAAACGAGGAUCGGAUGUCGUCAACCUUCUUUUCAAAGUGGUUGACGAAGUCAUCCACAGAGAGGGAGGAGGGGGGGGGUGGGGGGGAGGAUUCAGCAUUGAGGAGAAUGUGGCAAAGAGCUUCCUAGGGUUAGAGGCAGAUGCUUGGAAUUUAGAGUGGUAGAAAGUGGCCUUAGCAGCAGAAACAGAUGAAGAAAAUGUAGAGAGGAGGGAGUGAAAAGAUGCCAGGUCGGCAGGGAGUUUAGUUUUCUUCCAUUUCCGCUCAGCUGCCCGGAGCUCUGUUCUGUGAGCUCGCAAUGAGUCGUCAAGCCACGGAGCUGGAGGGGAGGACCGAGCCGGCCGGGAGGAUAGGGGACACAGGGAGUCAAAGGAUGCAGAAAGGGAGGAGAGGAGGGUUGAGGAGGCAGAAUCAGGAGAUUGGAGGGAGAAGGAUUGAGCAGAGGGAAGAGAUGAUAGGAUGGAAGAGGAGAGAGUAGUGGGAGAGAGAGAGCGAAGGUUGCGGCGGCGCGUUACCAUCUGUGUAGGGGCAGAGUGAGUAGUGUUGGAGGAGAGCGAGAGAGAAAAGGAUACAAAGUAGUGGUCGGAGACAUGGAGGGGAGUUGCAGUGAGAUUAGUAGAAGAGCAACAUCUAGUAAAGAUGAAGUCAAGCGUAUUGCCUGUCUUGUGAGUAGGGGGGGGACGGUGAGAGGGUGAGGUCAAAAGAGGAGAGGAGUGGAAAGAAGGAGGCAGAGAGAAAUGAGUCAAAUGUAGACGUAGGGAGGUUGAAAUCCCCCAAAACUGUGAAGGGUGAGCCAUCCUCAGGAAAGGAACUUAUCAAGGCGUCAAGCUCAUUGAUGAACUUUCCAAGGGAACCUGGAGGGCGAUAGAUGACAAGGAUAUUAAGCUUAAAUGGGCUAGUGACUGUGACAGCGUGGAAUUCAAAUGAGGAGAUAGACAGAUGGGUUAGGGGAAAAAUUGAGAAUGACCACUUGGGAGAGAUGAGGAUUCCUGUGCCACCACCCCUCUGACCAGAUGCUCUCGGGGUAUGCGAGAACACAUGGUCAGACGAGGAGAGAGCAGUAGGAGUAGCAGUGUUUUCAGUGGUAAUCCAUGUUUCCGUCAGCGCCAGGAAGUCGAGGGACUGGAGGGUAGCAUAGGCUGGGAUGAAGUCAGCCUUGUUGGCAGCAGAACGGCAGUUCCAGAGGCUGCCUGAGACCUGGAACUCCAGGUGUGGGGUGUGUGCAGGGACCACCAGGUUAGAGAGGCAGCAGCCACGCGGUGUGAGGCGUUUGUGUAGCCUGUGCGGAGAGGAGAGAACAGGGAUAGGCAGAGGCAUAGUUGACAGGCUGUAGCAAAUGGCUACAAUAAUGCAGAGGAGAUCGGAAUGAAAUGAGCUAAACAUCUGGGAAAGGAGAGAGCAAGGCCUCCCUCACCAAAAAAAUAUAACUCUCCCAACUUCCACCUCAGAAACUAUAAUUGUUUCACUGAACCACCCGAAUAAAACUCUCCCAACUUCCACUUUAGAAAUUAGAAUUGUUGUAAACUACAGCGGUUCAAUGUUUCAAGGACUAGACUCAACUUACUUUAUUCAGCUAGCUAACUAUGACACCAUAGCUAACUAGCAUGCUAGCAUCCAACAACACACAGUUUAGCACCAAUACUUGGUUACAACAAACUACCAAUAGUGUGUUAACACACUAAACAGAUAAUUCGUGUCCGUGUCUAGUUCUUUCAUAACGCAGCAAUGAUUAAACGUUGGCUAGCUAGCACAAAGAUAUUGUAUUUAGCUACCACAGUACAGCCAGCUGGUAGUGUUGGCUAGCUAGCAAUGGCUGCUGUGUUGACUUUGUUUGAGAAACGGCGUCGCUGCGAACGAAUGUAGCUGGCUAAAAGGAUACUGUAUUUAGUUGCUACCGUUGCUAAUAGCUACUAGCCAGCUAGUCCAGGAGGUGAGUUAGCUAGCUAGCUUCGUGCUACACCCGGCACCGCCGAAUACAAAAGUAACCUACAAUAACUACAUACAACAACUACCCACAACAGCCCACGAUGCCUACCUAUAAUACCUAACAAUAUAUAGCCCACGAUGCCUACCUAUAAUACCUAACUACAAUCUAAAUACAUAGUUUAAGCCUUACUCGACAAAGCCCACGCUAUGUAUAAAGCCAAACUUACCCAACGCCAGCUAACUGGGUGGCAGACUGCAAUCAGUAGCUGUAAUUAAGUACAGCAGCUACCAACCACCUAACGUUAAUGCCUCGGAUAAUGAGGUUAGAAAAACAGCUGAAUGGUAGGUAGCUGGCUGGCUCAAUUACAGGUACUCUUAAGCGUGAAAUAACAUUGGAAACAACUAACCACAGUUGCUAAAAGUUACCAGUAGCUACCCGCUAGCUAGCUAGCUUUGUUGGUCCAAGCUAGCACUCGUGCUUCGCCGGGGUCCGCCGAAUACAAUACUUACCUACAAUAAUUACCUACAAUAACCUACAAUAACCUACAAUAACUACCUAAGUAAACUACCUAUAAUACCUGACUACAAUACCUACCUACAAUCUAAAUACAUGGUUUAAGCUUUAGUCAACAUCAUAUAAGAAGCCAAGCUUACUUCCUGCUAGAGAAAACACAACCUCUCCCGGGCUCUCCGGGUACAGGUAAGAAACCUUACCUGUAUCAUGUUUCAGGAGAAUACCCAGAUGCAGACAAUGUCGAAGUAUCAAAAGUAUUACAAAAACAGGGGGCAGGCAAACGACAGGUCAAGGGCAGGCAGAGGUCAGUAAUCCAGAUCAGAGUCCAAAAGGUACAGAAUGGCAGGCAGUCUCAGGGUCAGGGCAGGCAGAGGUCAAUAAUCCAGGAGACAAAGGGCUGUGAGACAUGGGUUUGAUCCUAGACACAUGAAAAGUGGGAUGUAUACGGAGGAUACAGGGCAACAGAAGAUGAACAGCAGAGGGGCUAAUGAUCUUGGAGAUGGGGAAAGGACCGAUAAACCAGGAGGAAUGUUUGAGGGACUCCACCCGGAGGGGCAGAUCUCGGGUGGACAGCCAUGCCUUCUGCCAGAGACGAUACCGGGUAGCCGGGGUCCGGUGGCAGUGCGCUUGUUGUCGAUACCUGGAGGUGGUCUUGAGAAGAGCCGACCGGGCUCUCCUCCAGGUACGACGACAGCGGCGGACAAACAACUGGGCCGAGGGUAUGCCGACCUCUUCCUCCUGCUCCGGGAAGAGCGGGGGCUGAUAACACAGGGAACAGUCAAAGGGCGAAAGACCCGUGGUAGAGCAGGGAAGGGUGUUGCGGGCGUAUUCGACCCACACUAGUUGUGGGCGUAUUCGACCCACAUUAGUUGCUGGCUCCAGGUGGUGGGGUUGGCGGAGACCAGGCCGUGCAGAGUCGUCUCCAGGUCUUGGUUGGCUCGCUCCGACUGGCCAUUGGACUGAGGGUGGAAACCGGAGGACAGGCUGGCCAACGACCCAAUGAGUGGGCAGAACGCCUUCCAGAACCGGGACGAGAACUGAGGACCUCGGUCGGAGACCAUGUCCACUGGCGGUCCAUGGAUCUGGAAGAUGUGCUGCACCAUGAGCUGGGCCGUCUUGUUGGCGGAGGGUAGCUCGGGGAGAGGAAUGAAGUGGGCGGCUUUGAAUCAGACAGGAGUCUUGUUCUGCCCACAGAUCGUGCAGGCGGCGAUGAAUGUGGAAACGUCAGGAACCAUGGUAGGCCACCAAUAGCAUUGUCGCACAAAGGCCAGGGUCCAACGGGAGCCCGGGUGGCAGGCAAGCCUGGAGGAGUGGGCCCACUCCAGGACCGAGGAGCGGACAGCGUUAGGAACAAACAUCCAGUUGUCUAGGCCCCCCCGGGGUUCGGCUGGGAAUGCUGUGCCUCCCGGACUUGCUUCCCUAUUCCCCAACUGAGAGCCGUCGCCAAGUACGAAGUGGGAAGGAUGGUCUCGGAUUCUGGGGAUGUAGCCGCUGGGCUAUAGCGGUGUGACAGCGCAUCUGAAAAGCAGGGCCCAUCUAUCUUGCCUGGAAUUGAGACGCUUGGCGGUGCAUAGAUAUUCCAAGUUCUUGUGGUCUGUCCACACAAUGAACAAAUGUUCCGCCCCCUCCAGCCAGUGCCUCCACUCCUCCAACGCCAUCUUCACCACUAAAAGCUCACAAUUCCCCACAUCGUAAUUCCUCUCCGUGGCGUUGAGGUGAUGGGAGAAGAAGGCACAGGGAUGUAACUUGAGGUCCAGGGCCGAACACUGGGACAAGACCACCCCCACUCCGACAUCCGAAGCAUCGGCCUCCACCACGAACUGGCGGGACGGGUCAGGAUGAACCAAGAUGGGAGCAGUGGUGAAACGGUGUUUGAGGUCCCGGAACACCCGGUCAGCAGCUGGGGACCAUGUGAACGGAACAUUGGGAGAGGUGAGUGCAGACAGGGGGGAAGCCAGGGUUGAUUUAACCCGGAAUAAUCGCAGAUAAAAGUUGGCGAAUCCCAGGAAACAUUGCAGCUGCACUCUGGACAUAGGCUGGGCCAAUCCACCACCGCUCUCACCUUCCCGGGAACAUCUGUACCCUCCCUGCAGCGAUGAUGUAGCCCAGGAAGGGGAUGGUGGAGCGAUUGAAUUUGCAUUUCUCCACUUUCACAAAAAGCUGGUUCUCCAGGAGGCGUUGGAGGACCUGUCGGACGUGUAGCACAUGUUCUUGGGCGGAGCGGGAGAAGGAUGUCAUCGAGGUAGACGAAGACGAACCGGUUCAACAUGUCACGGAGAACAUCAUUAACCAGGGUCUGGAACACAGCUGGAGCGAAAUGGCAUGACCAGAUACUCGUAGUGACCGCUGACCAUGUUGAAGGCAGUCUUCCACUCGUCCCCCUCCCGUAUCCGCACCAGGUGGUAGGCAUUCCGUAGGUUCAGCUUGGAGAACACGUUGGCCCCCUGAAGCAGCUCGAAGUCUGAGGAGAUGAGUGGUAGCGGGUAGCGGUUCUUCACCAUGAUGUCGUUGAGGCCCCGGUAGUUGAUGCACGGGCGCAGGGUUUUGUCCUUCUUUUCCACAAAGAAGAAUCCUGUGCCGGCAGGGGAUGCAGAAGGACGGAGGAAUCCGGAAGCUAGGUAGUCCUCAAUGUAGGUCUCCAUAGCCUUGGUCUCCGGACCCGACAGUCGUCCCCGGGGCGGAGUGGUGCCUGGUAGAAGGUAGAUUCCACCGUCGUAGGGUAGGUGCGGCGGAAGCGAAGUGGCCCGGGCCUUACUGAAUACCUCCCGGAGGUCCUGGUACUCCGCGGCAAUGGCAGAGAGGUCCGAGGCAACCUCCGAGCCCCCAGGAAGACGUCCCGCGGAAGGCUGUGCUGACUUCAGGCAAUGAGCGUGGUAGAACGGGCUCCAGCCCAUGAUGGCACCAGUAGACCAGUAAAUAAAGGGGUUGUGUCACUGGAGCCAAGAAAACCCAAUACCACGGGAACCUGAGGGGACUUAAUUAGCAGUUCCCUGAUACUCGUAGUUUGAUGGGGUGGUAUUGUGGGUGACCCGGCCUAUAGAGUGCCCGUAAACGUCCAUGGGAAUGGAGAGGGGCUGAGUGGGGAUGCCCAGCUCGGACGUCAGGGUAGUGUCCAUAAAGCUCUCAUCGACCCCAGAGUCGAUGAGUACCCAGAGAUAUUUCGACUGGUUCCCCCACAGCCAGAUGGCAUGAAAGGGGGUGCGAGUAAGGGCAGAGGAAAAGUUAUACGUAUGGCCCACCAGUGUACUCGCUCCUACCGGUGAGCCUGGUCUUUUAGUGGACAGGUGGACACAAAAUGACCAGUAUUCCUGCAAUACAGGCAACUCUUCGUGUGAAGCCUGUAUUGCCGUUCGGCUCGAGACAGCCUAGCUCUGCCUAGUUGCAUCUGCUUGGGAAGAGGUGAAUCGGCAGACUUCGGAGACUCUAGGGUAGCCUUGGGUUCUCUCGGCAACAGAGCCGUCGGGGACUUCCGGGAUGCCUCUGAGGCGAGGUGGAAUCCUUCCUCUCCUUCCUUCGUUCCCGUAGUCGCCCAUCGAUCCGAAUGGUCAAGACAAUGAACGUGUCGAGAUCCGUCGGUAGUUCUCGGGCUGCAAGCUCAUUCUUUACUUCCUCCGAUCCUCCGUGCAGGACGAAAAAGACAGGAGCAAGGGGAAAACCGCUGGUAGGCUUGACGAAACAAAACAAACUGGCAACAGACAGAGAACACAGGUAUAAAUACACUGGGGAUAAUGGGGAAGAUGGGCGACACCUGGAGGGGGGUGGAGACAGUCACAAAGACAAGUGAAACAGAUCAGGGUGUGACAACCUGUUCAAAGAGUAUCUUAAAUAAGACAUCUCAGUCGAACUCCUGAUAACGUCUUUAUUGAGGAAAAAUUUACUUGCUACUACUGUGAUACAGUGCCUUCAGAAAGUAUUCACACCCCUUGACCUUUUCCAUAUUUUCUUGUGUUACAGCCUACAUUUUUAAUUGAUUACAUUGAGAUUUUCUGUAAAUGGUCUUAACACAAUAUCCCAUAAUGUCACAGUGGAAUUAUGUUUUUUGAAAAUUUUACAAAUUAAUAAAAAAUUUAAAGCUGAAAUGUAUUGAGUCAUUAAGUAUUUAACCCCUUUGUUAUGGCCAAAAAAAUGUCAGGAGUAAAUAUUUGCUUAACAAAUAAUUUAAUAAGUUGCAUGGACUAUGGGAGGUUUUCCAAUGCCUCGCAAAGAAGGGCACCUAUCGAUAGAUGGGUAAAGAAAAUAAGACAUUGAAUAUCCCUUUGAGCAUGGUGAAGUUAUUAAUGACACUUUGGAUGGUGUAUCAAUACACCUAGUGACUACAAAGAUACAGGUAUCCUUCCUAACUCAGUUGCUGGAAGGAUCCUGGAAGGAUCCCACUCAGUGAUUUCACCAUUAGGUCAAUUGUGACUUUAAAACACUUACAGAGUUUAAUGUCUGUGAUAAGAGAAAACUGAGGAUUGAUCAACAACUUUGUAGUUACUCCACAAUACUAACCUAAUUGACAGAGUGAACAGAAGGAAGCCUGUACAGAAUAAAAAUAUUACAAACCAUGCAUCCUGUUUGCAAUAAGGCACUAAAAUAAAACUGCAAAAAAAAUGGCAAAGAAAUUAACUUUAUGUCCUGAAUAUAAAGCGUUAUGUUUGGGGCAAAUCCAACACAACACAUCACUGAGUACCACUCUUCAUAUUUUCAAGCAUGGUGGUGGCUGCAUCAUGUAAUGGGUAUGCUCGUCAUUGGCAAGGGAGAUUAUUAUGAUAAAAUUAAAUGGAAUUGAGCUAAGCACAGGCAAAACAUUAGAGGAAAAUCUGGUUCGAUCUGCUUUCCAACAGACACUUGGAGACAGUCACCUUUCAGUAGGACAAUAACCUAAAACACAAGUAUACACUGGAGUUUCUUACCAAGACGACAUUGAAUGUUCCUGGGUGGCCUAGUUACAGUUUUGACUUAAAUCGGCUUGAAAAUCUAUGGCAAGACUUGAAAAUGGCUGUCUAACAAUGAUCAACAACCAACUUGACAGAGCUUGAAUAAUUUAAAAAAGAAUAAUGUGCAAAUAUUGUACAAUCCAGGUUUUCAAAGCUCUUAGAGACUUACCCAGAAAGACUCACAGGUGUAAUCGCUGCAAAAGGUGAUUCUAACAUGUAUUGACUCAGGGGGUUGAAUACUUAUCUAAUCAAGUGUUUUAUUUUAGUGUUUUAUUUAUCAUCUUUUUCUUUCUUUUUACAAAUGUAAUAAUUUUUCUUCCACUUUGACAUUACAGAGUAUUUUGUGUAGAUCAUUGAAAACAAAUUACAAUUAAAUCAAUUUUAACCCACUUUGUAACACAACAAAAUGGGACUUGUUUCAGGAAAUUAGGCGUAUGUCGCACAUCACUACUUCACAGAAGAGCCAUUUGAACGUAAACUUUUUUAAAUAAAAAAGGAACAUGUGAUCUUUCAUGUGCCUUAAUUACAAACUUGUAUGCCAUCUGAAAUUCUGAAUAAAAUUGUUAAAUUACGAGCCUAGUUGGUUUAGCCACAGAAAAAGACAGCAACCUUCCCGCUAGCCAUGAUUGGCUGAGAAAAUGAGUGGGCUGGACAUGCCGAGAGAUGAGUACGGAUUGGUCUACCAUGUAGGACGCUUCUGUCUAUAACAUGAGAUGGUCAGUAUGUGUAGGUAAUCCAUUCUAACACAGCUUUUUAAAAAUAUAUCACGUAGUAGAACUGCAUAAGUAUUGUUCUCCAAUUUAUGGAGGACCGAGUUUGAAAUCAGUGGUAUUAGAGUACGGUAGCUAAGGAGAUGGAGAAAAUUUGAGUCAAAAAGAGAACACACAAAAGGCUGUUGUAUAAAAUACCUGUCUCCAGAUUACAUCUUCAAACUAAGGGCAACCAUGGCAUCCGUGACAGAGGGAGAAGCGUCCAUCCAUGUCUACUGGUAAGAUAGUCUAGCUAGCUAUAUUUUCAGAUAUUACAUGUUUCUAAUUUUCUAAGUGUACUGUUAGCUAGCUAGCUAACGUUAGCUGGCUGGCUCGCUAGCUAACAUUUACAUUUUAGUCAUUUAGCAGACGCUCUUAUCCAGAGCGACUUACAGUUUGUGAAUACAUAUAUAUACAGUGCCCUCCACUAUUAUUGGCACCCCUGAUUAAGAUGUGGUCGAGGACUUCCAAAAAUUCUCCUUUUUUUUUUAAACAACAUAGAACCCAAAUGCAAAAAAAUAGAAAAAUCCAACCUUUUAUUUAAGUACAUUACUUUGGUGGUAAAAAAAAAAUCACACAUUUAGAAAAAAUUUACUUGAAAUCAUGUGUGCCACAAUUAUUGGCACCCAUAAAAAUUCCGCUGAAAAUUUUAAUUGAUUUUUAAAAAAAUAUAUUUUUCUGUAGUUGCUAAAGUUGGUCAGGGUAUCUAGGAACUUUUAAUUGGUAAUUCAUGACCUCCUGUUUCCCUGGGGUAUAAAUAUGACGUGACACAGAGGCCUAAUUCUCUUACCCAUUUGUCAACAUGGCAAAGACAAGAGAACACACCAUUCAAGUAAGGCAGAUUUGUGUCGACCUUCAUAAGUCAGGCAAUGGCUACAAGAAAAUAGCCACUCGCCUUAACUUGCCCGUAUCUACAGUCAGAGGAAUCAUUAAGAAGUUUAAAACAACUGGAACAGUGACAAACAAGGCUGGAAGAGGUCCCAAGUUUAUCUUGCCACAACGCACAGUGAGGAGGAUGGUAAGAGAAGUAAAAAAAAGUCCUAAGCUCACUGUCACAGAAUUGUAUCAAAGAGUGGCAUCUUGGGGUCACAAAGUCUCCAAAACAACCAUCAGACGCUCUCUACAUGCCAACAAGCUGUUUGGGAGGCAUGCAAGGAAAAAGCCUUUUCUCACUAACACUCACAAACGUAAACGUCUGGAGUUUGCUAAGCGGCACUGGGACUUCAACUGGGAUCGUGUGCUUUGGUCAGAUGAGACUAAGAUUGAGCUUUUUGGCAACAAACACUCUAAGUGGGUCUGGCGUAAAACAAAAGAUGAGUAUGCCGAAAAGCACCUCAUGCCCACCGUGAAGUAUGGUGGAGGAUCUGUGAUGCUGUGGGCCUGUUUCUCUUCCAAAGGCCCUGGGAACCUUGUUAGGGUGCAUGGCAUUAUGAACGCUUUGAACUACCAGGACAUUUUAAAUAAAAACCUGAUGGCCUCUGCCAGAAAGCUGAAGAUGGGUCGUCAUUGGGUCUUUCAGCAGGAUAAUGAUCCAAAACAUGUGGCAAAAUCUACACAAAAUGGUUCAGCAGUCACAAACUCAAGGUCCUCCCAUGGCCAUCUCAGUCCCCAGACCUCAACCCAAUCGAAAACCUGUGGGGCGAGCUAAAGAGGAGAGUGCAUAAGAGAGGACCCAGGACACUGGAUGAUCUAGAAAGAUUGUGCAAAGAAGAAUGGUCAAAGAUCCCUCUCUCUGUGUUCUCCAAUCUUGUGAAAUGUUAUAGGAGGAGAUUAAGUGCUGUCUUGUUGGCAAAAGGGGGUUGUACAAAGUAUUAACAUCAGGGGUGCCAAUAAUUGUGGGACACAUGAUUUCAAGUUAUUUUUUUUCUAAAUGUGUGAUUAUUUUUUUUUUACACCAAAGUAAUGUACUUAAAUAAAAGGUUGGAUUUUUCUCUUUUUUUGCAUUUGGGUUCUAUGAUGUUUAAAAAAAAAGAGAAUUUUUGGAAGUCCUCGACCACAUCUUAAACAGGGGUGCCAAUACUUGUGGAGGGCACUGUAUAUAUAUAUUUUUUUCUUUCAUACUGGUCCCCCAUGGGAAUCGAAACCUACAACCCUGGCAUUGCAAACGCCAUGCUCUAUCAACUGAGCUACAUCCCUGCCGGCCAUUCCCUCCCCUACCCUGGACAACGCUAGGCCAAUUGUGCGCUGCCCCGGUCGCGGAGUCUCCCGGUCGCGGCCGGCUGCGACAGAGCCUGGAUUCGAAUCAGGAUCUCUAGUGGCACAGCUAGCACUGCGAUGCAGUGCCUUAGACCACUGCGCCACUAACGUUAUGUGUAUGAUCAGUGUAGUAAUAUUAUUCAUGUCUCAGAGCCAUUUGCAUUGCUAGUUAUAGCCUAAUGUUAGCUAGCUAACAUUGAACUUGGUUGGUUAGCAGAUUCAGUUUUUUUUGUCUUAUUUCUUGCAUCUUCAACGUGGUAGGCAUGUUGUGUAAAUCAAAUGAUACAAACCCACAAAAAAUCUAUUUUAAUUCCAGAUUGUAAGGAAACAAAAUAGGAAAAAUGCCAAAGGGGGUGAAUACUUUCGCAAGACAUUGUAUGCAUAGUAGCAGUAUCAAAAAUAAAAAGUGUCCAGAUCAAAAUAUUGCAGAAAUAUUUCAUAAUUAUUAGAUUAUGUUUACCCAGUGUCGUGACGUGACUUUCGUUAAUGUGAUGACUGUAAUUUAUCGAAUCAACAAACUAUGUUUAAUUGUUAUUCGAUUUAAUUAAUCAUGUAACAAUUAACUCAUUAGGAUUUGAGGCACCAUGGAAGAAGUUGUUUAUAGAGUUACCAUCUCCCUGAAUUAAACUCUAAAAGGUCUUUACCUGUCACUAUGUAUAAAACAGUCAACGUAUCAAUCAUUACCUCAACUUCUUGGAUCUGCACGAACCCCAGCUUUACUUAUGAUUCAGCACUAAACACAUUGGCUUACUUAUUUAUUCACUAGCUAACUAAAUAAUAACACAUAAUACAGACAUACUUAAUACAUGAGAAAAAGUCCCUAGCGGACUAACAACAGCAUGACUGCUUGGUUAUCAAAAGAGGGCAGGGUAAAGGAAGAGGGAGAGGGAGAGACAAAGAGAGAGUUAAACUUAUCGUUGAUACGUUUGGAAACUACCCUCAAAGUAAUCAUCCUACUUUGCUCAUGAACCACCGCCCAUUUUGGAGUAAGAAACCAAUGAAUGUAUGAAUGUGUUUGCCGCUCGUCUAUCUCUGUUGACCCAAGCCCUCUUGGAAAGGAGGUUUUGGCUGGGUCUUCGCUCAGCUCACUUGUAAGGCUCUGAUUGUUCACCAGAGGUCACAAUGUCUUUCUUCUUUGUCCUGGCUUGUAGUGGAGUGUACUCAGAGCUGAUACUCGGUGAUUGUAAAAUGGGAUUUUCUCCUACCCACCUCGUGUCUUUAGUCAAAGUUCUAGAUCACUUUACAUGCACAGCUGCAGACUGGCAAUGCUCUGGUCUAGUGAGUGUAUCUUCUUCACCUCGUGUUGAGAUUCAAAGGUCUAACCAUUUAAAGUCGUGUAGCCACAGUGCCACACUUUCUGGUCUCAGAGUUUCAACCAUUUGUAACGUUUAGCUCACGCUACACGUCUGCUGGUCUGAUGAGUGCUUUUUAUGCACUCUGGUAAAAAGUGGGCAUUCCAUCACACCAACACGAUGCCUGUGCUCAGUUGGGGCAUGGCUAGUCACUGUGCAUAGUUGACAUGAAAAACAAUUAUCUCAUUAGAAAACAUUCCUAUCUUAAUCUUUAAUCAUAUAUUUUAUACAACAUUUGGGUGUAAACUUGACAGAUAGAAUGUCUACGCUUUCCGAGUUACAGUUAUUUCUUGAUACCAUACUUAAUGACAUCACAAAAUAAUAAACAAUAUGACAUGAUUAUUCUGUAGGUCCCCACUGACCAUUCUUAACAUUCGGGAAGAUAUAAAUAAUGUUCCAAUGUUCACUUUUUGGACAAAAAGGUUUUGGCGGCAAAAAGUAUCUGGAACAAAGAAAGCCUUUAGUAAUAAUGCAGAGCAGGAGGGAGAUGACCCUCCUCCCUAAUUUACGACAGAGUAAUACGACAGGUUUCAAAAAACCGGCCAAGUUAUCCUUCCCCUCAUCCGUGGGUGAGAGGGUCUGUUUGUUGUCAGCCAUUUGCCAAGCUGAUCUGAGGCCUUUGGAUCCUCAGCCAGGAGAGUCAUGACACCAGAGAGACUUGAUGGGUCUUGUGAAAUAAAUGCCAUAACCAUCCCCUAUGUUGAUGAUGGGUCACUAUUGUCUAGACAUGUACACAUGUUCAUGAAAUACAAUAGAUGGCCGUAAUCACCCCCAGACACCUGGAUACCUUGAUGGGUCAUUUGAAAGAGAGUCUAGAACCACCCCACAGCCAUAUAUAGCUAUUUGGAAAAAUGCCAAGGGGGGUGAAUACUUUCGCAAGCCACUAUAUAUGCAUACAAUCAGGGGUAAAGUGGCUGAGCAGCAGGAUAAAAAAAUUAAUAGGAGAGAGUCAUGUGAAUGUGCCUAGAGGCACUGCAGAUAGUCUGGAUGACUGGGAACUCGCGCCAAGUGAUGAACUGGUCCAUCCUCUCCAUGCAUGAACAAGGAAAUCUAUACUGAACAAAAAAAAAUACGCAAAAUGUAAAUUGUUGCUCCCAUAUUUCAUGAGCUGAAAUAAAAGAUCCUAGAAAUUUUACAUACGCACAAAAUGCUUAUUUCUCUCUAAUGUUGUGCACAAAUUUGUUUACAUUCCUGUUAGUGAGCAUUUCUCCUUUGCCAAGAUAAUCCAUCCACCUGACAGGUGUGGCAUAUCAAGAAGCUGAUUAAAUAGCAUGAUAAUUUGGAGGGAGCGUGAUAUUGGCAUGCUGACUGCAGGAAUGUCCACCAGAGCUGUUGCCAGGGUAUUGAAUGUUAAUUUCUCUACCAUAAGCCGCUUCCAACGUCGUUUUAGAGAAUUUGGCAGUACGUCCAAUCGGCCUCACAACCGCAGACCACGAGUAGCCACGCCAUCCCAGGACCUCCACAUCCGGCUUCUUCACCUGCAGGAUCUUCUGAGACCAGCCACCUGGACAGCUGAUGAAACUGUGGGUUUGCACAACUGAAUAAUUUCUGUACAAACAUGAAAGUUCACAUGUUCCAGAAUGCAUUUUCUGAUAAAAAAUAUGUUUACGUUCAAAUGCCUCUCCUGUGAAGUACUGACAUGCGGCAUAUGCCAAGCUUCUUGAAACGGGUCACAUAUCUAUAGAGAUCCCUUUCAUUAACUCCACCAUAGUUAUCAUUAACCGUUAUACCAUUAAUACUUAUAUCAACAGUAGUCUCAAUUAACAGUCAGCAAAAGUUCCUCUCAGGUGAUUGUUUCGGUCAGAGUUGCGAUGAAUCAUGAAUCUCUCAGGGUGUGGCCACACCUCACCAAGAUCUGAUCCCAUGAGUCUUAGUCAGUCUCCCUACUUAUAGUGGGGGAGGGCUCAGCCAGGAAGUGUCUUGAAGAUGGCCAGUCACUCCUUUGAGUUUACCAUAGGUUAUGCCACUAUUCGGACAAAACCUGAGAUUUCCUAAUAAGUGUUCACAGCAUGUUUAAAUGUGCUUUGAACCAAAAAAAACGAUCUCCAGGUAUCACGACUUCCUCCAAAGCUGCCUCCUCUCCUGGUUCGGGCAGGCUUCGGCGUUCGUCGUCACCGGCCUUCUAGCCACUGCCGCUUCUCAUCUCAUCAUUCCAUUUGUUUUCUCUUGUUUAUUACACACACCUGGUUCAUAUCCCCUCAUUAGUACUUGUAUGUCCAUUGUUCCCUCUGCCCCCUUGUCCUUGUGUGUGAUUGUUUAUUGUGAGGAGAGUGUAGCUCGGUUGAGCUCCGUGUAUUUUGUAUUGCCUGUUUGAUUCCAGUGCGCCUGUUUUGCGCACUGGACUGUUUGACGCAUUUCUGCGUAACUCUGUAUUCCGGAAUAAAUUCUGUAUUAUGUGAUUUACCCUACUGCGCCUGACUCCUUCAAAUCACCCAUCACAGAAUCACACACCUGCCAUGGAGUCAGCAGGAGAGGAGGUCAUGCCUGUAGUCGUGGCACGGGUCUAGGAGCAUGCGACGAUGCUAGCCAGCUUGGGAGAAGCGAUGAAUCAGGUUCUCCAGGUCGUCCAACGCCUGGAGAGGAGAGAACCCGAUCUGUCGGGACCAGCUGGGCGACCGGAUCCAGCCACUCACACCCCAGCACCCAGAGGGAUCCAUAUAUACCGACCACGUGAUUUCGACGGGAACAGCUGCUCUCUGCCAGGGAUUCCUCCUCCAACUGGAGCUUUACUAUUCCACCAUCAGCCCGGCCCCAUCGGAGCGGGAGAAGGUGUCCGCCCUCGUCUCCUGCCUCUCGGGGAAAGCCCUGGAGUGGGCCAACGCCGUCUGGAAUGAAGGAGGAGCCGCAUUGGACAAUUACAGGGAGUUUGCUCACCUCUUUCGUGCUGUCUUCGAUCACCCGCCCGAGGGUCGAGAGGUGGGCGAGCGGCUGGUCCACCUGAGGCAGGGGACGAGGACCGCACAGGACUUCGCCCUGGAGUUCCGGACUCUAGCAGCUGGGUGGAACGAGUGGGCCCUCAUCAACCACUUCCGGUGCCAUCCACGGGAGGAUGUCCGAAUGGAGCUAGCCUGCCGGGACACCAUGUUGUCCUUCACUCAACUGGUGGACAUGGCCAUCUGGUUGGACAACCUGCUGGCGGCCAGAGGACGUCCUGGAGGGGGCCUGCCCGUUCCAACCCCGCCCGACCCGGAUAACGAGCUGGGUGGAGCGGCGAUCCGGGAGAGCGGAGGACGACAGCGCUAGUGUCACUCUGGUGGCACGAGAGGACAUUUCACUGCACGAUGUCGUCAGCUUUCUUUUGGGUCUGGAGGCGGCAGGCAGGGCACUCACGCGUUACCCCAGGUAUUGAACACCCACACUCGUUCAGAGCCCUCUGCUGCGCACUGUACCCUACCCAUCCACUUUCCUGAUUACAUUGUAGUUCCCCAGUGUAAGGCGCUGGUCGAUUCAGGCGCAUCUGGGAACUUUAUGGACAGGUCAUUUUCACACAGUCUAGGCAUUACAUUGGUUCCCCUAUCCAUUCCACUUCCCAUCAGAGCACUUGACAGUCAACCAUUAGGGUCCGGGUUCAUUAGGGAGGUUACAGCAUCAGUCACUAUGGUUACACACGAGACUCAUCGCGAGCUAGUCACUUUUUUUUAUUAUUGAGUCUCCUGCUUUCCCUGUUGUGUUAGGUAUUCCCUGGUUAGCACUCCAAAACCCCACCUUUUCAUGGUCGCGGAGGGUUCUCACGGGGUGGUUGCGAGAGUGUCAGGGUAGGUGUCUCGGUGUUUCUGUUGGAGCAACCUCGGUGGAAUGUCCAGACAGUACCUCCACCGUGCCCAUUCCCCCCGAAUACAUCGAUUUGUUGCACGCGUUUUCCAAAACGCAGGCGACCAAAUACCACCUCAUCGGGCGGGGGACUGCGUGAUAAACCUCCGGGUAGACGCUGUUCCUCCCAGGACUCAUGUGUAUCCCCUGUCACAGGCUGAAAUGGAGGCUAUGGAGACAUACGUCUCUGAAUCCCUGCGCCAGUGGUUUAUACGUCCCUCCACUUCGCCUGCCUCCUUGAGUUUCUUUUUGUGAAGAAGAAAGACGGGGGUCUGCGCCCUUGCAUUGAUUACCGAUCACUGAACAAGGGGACGAUACGAUUUAGUUAUCUUCUACCCCUCAGUCCAUCUGUGACCAAGUCAAUGCAUGGGGCACGCUUCUUCACAAAAUUAGAUCUCUGGAGUGUGUACAACCUGGUGCGUGUCCGAGAGGAGGACAGCAUUCAGCACAACCACGGGGCAUUACGAAUACCUGGUGAUGCCUUACGGUUUGAUGAACGCUCCAUCCGUCUUCCAGUCCUUUGUGAAUGAGGUGUUUCGGGACAUGCUUGGUCACGGUGUAGUGGUCUAUAUCGAUGACAUUCUGGUGUAUUCCAUUACGCGCGCCGAGCAUGUGUCCCUGGUUCGCAAACUGCUGGCCUGACUGUUGGAACAUGACCUUUCUGCUAAGGCAGAAUAGUGUCUGUUUUUCCAACAAUCCGUCUCCUUCCUCAGAUACCGCAUUACCACCUCAGGUGUGGAGAUGGAGGGAGAUCGCAUUUCAGCCGUGCGUAAUUGGCCGACUCCAACCACGGUAAAGGAGGUGCAGCGCUUUAUUGUCUUUGCCAACUACUAUAGGAGGUUUAUCCGUGGCUUUGGCAAGGUCGCAGCUCCCAUCACAUCUCUGUUGAAGGUGGGCCGUCCCGGCUCCGCUGGUCUGCUGAGGCUGACAGGGCCUUCAGUAACCUGAGGGGUCUGUUCACCUCAGCCCCGGUGCUGGCCCAACCCGAUCCAUCACUGCCGUUCGUAGUGGAGGUGGAUGUGUCCGAGGUAGGGAUAGGCGCGGCCCUAUCUCAACGCUCGGGCACGCCACCCAAGCUCCACCCCUGUGCCAUCUUCUCCAAGAAGCUCAGCCUGCCGGAGCAAAACUAAGACGUAGGUGAUUGGGAGCUGUUGGCUGUUGUCCGAGCACUGACCAUGUGGAGGCACUGACUCGAAGGGGCGAAACACCCUUUCCUCGUCUGGACGGACCACCAUAGCCUGGAGUACAUCCGGGCAGCGAGGAGACUGAAACCUUGCCAGGCCAGGUGAUUUUACACUAUCAUACAUCCCAGGUACAAAGAACGUGAAGGCAGACGCACUGUCACGGCUGUUCGACACAGAGCAGAGGCCCAGAGAAAACACCCCCAUACUCCCGGCCUCCUGCAUUGUGUGCACCGGUAGUAUGGGCGAUGGACGCGGAUAUAGAGCAGGUGUUACGCACAGAGCCAUCUCCACCUCAGUGUCCAGCUGGGCUGCAGUACGUGCCUGCUCUUGUCUGUGACCGUCUGAUCUACUGGGACACACAUGUCCCCCUCCUCUGGUCACCCAGGGAUCGGUCAUACAGUGCGCUGCCUGACCGGAAAGUACUGGUGGCCUACCUUGGCUAAGGACGUGAGGGUGUAUGUCUCCUUCUGCUCGGUGUGCACCUAGGCACCUCCCAGCGGGUAAGUUACAGCCUUUACCAGUUCCAAAACGGCCAUGGUCUCACCUGAGUAUUGAUUUCCUUACUGAUCUUCCCCUCUCUCAAGGUAACACCACCAUCCUAGUCGUUGUGGACUGCUUUUCCAAAGCCUGUUGCAUCCUUCCUCUGCCCGGUCUCCCCACGGACCUGCAGACUGCGGAGGCCCUGUUUACACACGUCUUCCGGCACUACGGGGUACCAGAGGACAUAGUGUCUGCCCGGGGUCCCCAGUUCACAUCCAAGGUCUGGAAGGCGUUCAUGGAACGUCUAGGGGUCUCGGUCAGCCUGACCUCUGGUUUCCACCCCGAUUCUAACGGGCAGGUGGAAUGGGUGAAUCAGGAUGUGGGUAGGUUCCUGUGAUCCUACUGCCAGGACCGGCCGGGGGAGUGGUCGGUGUUCUUGCCAUGGGCCAAAUAUGCCCAGAACUCUCUUCGUCACUCCUCCACUAACCUAACGCCAUUCCAAUGUGUUUUAGGAUAUCAACCGGUUCUGGCACCGUGGCACCAGAGCCAGACCGAGGCUCCUGCGGUGGAUGACUGGUUUCGGCUCGCGGAGGAGACGUGGAAUGCUGCUCACGUCCACCUCCAAUGCUUUGCGCGUCGUCAGAAGGCCAACUCCUACCGCCACCACAGUGAGGCCCCGGGUAAUCGGGUAUGGCUCUCGACCUGGAAUCUGCCCCUCCGCCUGCCCUGCCGGAAGCUGAGCCCGCGGUUUGUGGGGCCGUUCAAAGUCCUGAGGAGGAUAAACGAGGUUACCUAUAGGUUAUUACUCCCACCAGAUUAACGUAUUAACCCCUCGUUCCAUGUGUCUCUUGUUCCAUGUGUCUCUCCUUAAACCGGUGGUGGCUGGUCCGCUCCAGGAGUCUGAGGUGCGGGAGGUCCCUCCGAAUCCUCUGGACAUCGAGGGGGCCACGGCAUACUCUGUCCGUUCCAUCCUGGAUUCAAGGCCUUCAGUACCUCAUGGAGUGGGAGGGGUACGGUCCGGAGGAGCGGUGCUGGGUCCCGGUGAGGGAUAUCCUCGAUCCCUCCCUGUUGCGGGAUUUCCACCAUCGGCAUCCAGAUCGCCCUGCUCCGCGUCCUCCUAGCCGUCCCCGAGGCCGGUGUCGGUGCGCUGCUGGAGCUGAGCGUCAAGGCGGGGUACUUCCUCCGAAGCUGCCUCCUCUCCUGGUUCGGGCAGGCUUUGGCGUUCAUCGUCACCGGCCUUCUAGCCACUGCCGCUCCUCAUCUCAUCAUUCAAUUUGUUUUGUCUUGUUUAUUACAUACACCUGGUUCAUAUCCCCUCAUUAGUACUCGUAUAAGUAUUCCCUCUGCCCCCUUGUCCUUGUGUGUGAUUGGUUAUUGUGAAGAGAGUGUAGCUCGGUUGAGCUCCAUGUAUUUUGUAUUGCCGGGGUAUUUUUCCCCAUGUGCCUUUUUGGUUCCAGUGUGCCUGUUUUGCACACUGGACUGUUUGACGCAUUUCUGCGUAACUCUGUAUUCCGGAAUAAAUUCUGUAUUCUGUGAUUUACCCUCCUGCGCCCAACUCCUUUAAAUCACCCAUCACACCAGGAUGAAGUAAGUAGUAUGCAGGUUACAAACAUGACCAUGAUCAAAUCUGUAAAUUUCAUAUUACAGUAAAACACGUAUUCCACUUUUAAUACAUUCGGAAAGUAGAGGAAAAAUAUCGUGCUGUAUAUUGGGUUCAUACAAAUCAUGUGGUGAGCCAUGCAGUUUAAUACAUUGUUUAGAACCAUGUCAAAUGUCUCAUGUCGCGUUUGGCGGCAUUUCUCUCCUUAGAACAAAUAAAGCACCAGGCCAAACAUUUGCCUCUCUUCCUGAGAGUCAACCCAGUUGGCACCAGGAUGCUUGGAUGACGAGUUCUGCUUAAUAAUAUGCCAUUUAGCAGACGCUUUUAUCCAAAGCGACUAACAGUCAUGCGUGAAUACAUUUUUGUGUAUGGGUGGUCCCGGGGAUCGAACCCACUACCUUGGCGUUACAAGCGCCGUGCUCUACCAGCUGAGCUACAGAGGACCACAGCUUAACACAUGUAAAUCGUAAAAGUGUCUACAUUUGACCCCGCUUGGGGUACUUAAGGGUAUAAAAGGGCUCUGCUGACUGCCUCCUGACACUCAGCAGACCAUACCGAGUCGGGUGUUGGGGAAGAACAGUGGUUUGUCUUGUGAUAGGCUUGCCAGGAGCAAAGUCAAUUACAGGAUCUUUAAUUCUUGGUAUGGAAUGCCAUGGGUUAUCCACUCGUGGGCUUAACAAAACAAUGUAUUCAAUAACAUACCAAAAAAUACAGUCUUUCUAUCACACUAAUCGUUGCUUAUGUAAAAUUAUAUCACCAACAUGAUGGACCAAUAAAACACCCAAAUACGGACAUUACUGGACAUCAGAAGAAAAACACUAUGGUACAAAAUUAUACUAUUAAUGAGUGUUCUAUUACUCUCAUCCCAAAUCAGGCAAGUGUGGGAUGUUCAAAGCCAUUGUGAUGGGUGAACCUGCACCCAAAGUGACAUGGAACCGAGCAAAUGGAAACAUAGACGAUCCAGAGAAGUUCAAGAGCAAGUAUGAUGAGGCAUCUAAUGAACACACCCUAGAGGUAAGCAUGUGUAUCACCAUUCAUCACCAACUGGUGCUUAUACUCAACAAUAAAUGGGAAAUAUGAAACUACUGUGUUGAUUUCAAUGGCAUCUAUGUCUGCUCCUUUUUACUCCAACCUUUAUAUAACAACCCCUUAACAUUUGGCAAAUCCAUAAAAAUGUAUUAUCUCUGAUAAAUUCCUUUAUUUUUGUUUUUGUUUUAACCUCAUAGCAGUUGAUGGGAAACACAUAGUAAAUCCAUGAUAUAUGUGCUCACAGAUUCCUAAAGUAUGUACAGAGGAUGCCGACACCUACAAAUGCUUUGCAACAAAUGAGUAUGGAGAGGCUGUUUGCACUAUCCAGCUGAAUGUCAUUGAAGGUAGGACACACAAAAAGAGAAAUCCAACACAUUUAAUCUAAACCACUCUUCAGCAAUAUUGAUCUGGUCAAACAAAUAAGUUCCUCACAAUGCAUUCUAAUGAUUUUAAAAGAAUGAAUACUUCAAGACACUUUUACUUCCAGUUGGAUUCAAAAAGAAGAAAGCAAUAGCAAAGUCAAAAGAAGAACUAGAGGCAUCCAAACCUGUGGCCUUUAGAAAAAUGUUAAAGAAACGGUAAGAGAAUAUACUACAUAGUGCUACUCUAUUUAGACAUAUCGAUUACCUGUAAUUUACAGGUUGCAUGAAUAGGUCUUGACCAGGCAUUUUAGUGGUGAAAAUUUACAGUUUCUUAACCCCUACCCCUUUCAAACAGACAACCUGAACUUCUAAAAAUAAGUUAAAGCGCUCUGUUUGAAAGGGGUCUGGGUCUGGGAAAUACUCCCUAAGUGACCAACGGGAACACUACUUAAAAUAAUUACAGUACAUAACAGUAGACAAUGAGUGAAUAAAGCACACUAAAUAUAAAAUGUAACUCAGCAAUAGCAAUUCAAAUGAAUGCGUGCUUGGUAAAUGCUCAUCCUGUGUGAUCUGCAGUGGAGAAGUCCGUGAGCAAAAGCCACUCGAAUCUGAUGAGAAAGUUUGGGAGAUCCUGAUGUGUGCCGACAAGAAAGAUUAUGAGCACAUCUGCGCUGAGUAUGGCAUCACUAAUUUCCGUGGGAUGCUGACAAGACUGGCUGAAAUGAAAAGAGAGAGAGAGGAGGAGCAGGCACAGGUUUAGUACUAUGGAAUAUAUUUUUACAGGUGUGAUUUUGGAGGAAAUACCAAUAAAGUAAAAGGUCAUCUGUGUCAGUUACGGGUGUGAUUUUUCAAAGAUCUUAUGGUUCUUUAGUAAUUUUACUGUACCUUUAUAUGUGUCUGUUUCAGUUUAUUGAACAUAUCAGUUCACUCAAACACAUCGAGGUCAAUGCAGAUGAAAAUGCAACAUUUGAAAUUGACAUGGAUCUUAAGGAUCCCAGCAGCAGGAUUUUCCUCUACAAGGUAUGAAAGCUAAUACAAAACUUUUCAACAGCUCUGCUGUUUAUUACAGUUUGCUGACAGGUGCCAACUAUCAGGUGAUUGGCCACAACGGUACAUUGGUAAAAUAAAUGAAUCUUUAACCAUUUGUUCUUUGCUGAAGGGAUGAUUCCACACUACAAACGUUGCUUGUUUUAAUUAUUAUUAUUUUUUUUUACUCUGCAGGAUGGUGUUAUGGUUCCUUACACUAAAGAAAUGGAAGAAGAAACGAAGCACCAACUGAAACGAGUUGGCAAAAAGUAUGUUUUCACAAUCAAAAAUCUAGACCCGGCGGAUGCUGGUCUCUACUCUGUGGAUGUAGAGGGAGUUAAUGUCUUCUCCACUGAUUUCAAAAGUGAGUACCAAUGUACAUUGCUGUCUAACUAGAGUCUAGAAAAAAUUCUACAAUAACAUGAUUUUUACAAAAUACCUAAUGAUCCAAUGUGGAAUUAGAGUAAAACAAGAGCAAAUACAUCAUAGUAUCAAUUUGGGGAAUUACAGCAUUCAAGGAAUAUAACUGCAGUAUUUGUAAAAUGGGUGAGUUUAUGAGUAUUUAAACCAAUCCUGACUCUUGAGAACCAUGCCAAUAUUAUUGUGUGAACUGAAUGGGCUUAGUAUAUAUUAUUCCCUACUCUCUAUCCAUUUUUCAGUCCCACCUGUCAAUUUUGCUGUCAAAAUUCAGGAGGUGAAGGCAGAAGAAAGACAAGAUGCCCUCUUUCAGUGCGUCUUAACGGGACCUAUGGAUGAGAUUCAUUGGAUGGGCAAGAAUGCCCCGAUACAAAAUAACGACAAAUUUGAAAUCACAGUGUCUGAAGACAAGCUCAUCCACAAGUUGUUAGUGAAGGAUUGUCAGCCUUUGGACGCUGGUAUCUAUGCAGCUGUGGCAGGUAUCCAUUCUUGUAAUGCCUGGCUUGUGGUGGAAGGUGAGGUUAUUACAUUUUCUCAUGGAAUGUGUUGAACAAUCUUUCAGUGUAUCAAUUGUAUUGAUCAACUACAGUAUAUAAAUGUACAGCGAAACACUGACACCCAUCACUGGCAACCAUUAUUUUACAACUAUAUGAAAUAUAUCUAAAAUUCUCUGAUUUAGUUGAUCAGGACCCUGCAAAUAAAGGCAAGAAAAUAGCUCGCAAAACAACCCAGGCUGGAGGAGGUGAUGUGGAUCUGGAGAAAAUAGCAAAGGAGCAGGCGGAAAAAUACAAGAACGACAUGGAAGAGAGGAUGGCGGAAGCAAAGAUAAAGGCUGCCGAGAGAGGGGCCGCUGACGCAGCCGCCCGGGCCGAGAAAGAGGCUGCUGAAGCAGCCGCCAAGACGGCCAGAAAGGCCGCUAGGGCUGUGGAAGCUAAGGCAGGAAAAAAAGCUGCUAAGUUGAAGGCCAAGGCAAAGAAGGAUGCCUCAGGUGAUGUGGCUGCAGGUGAUGGGGCAGCAGCACGGGCAGAGGGAGAUGCUGCAGCUGGAGAGGCAGAAGAAGACAUAGUGGUAAGCAUGGAUGAGUCUGAUGAGGAAGAGGAGGCCACAAGAACAAAGCGUGUGAGAAGUGGCCCAUUUGUUCCAGACAUGGUCAUAGGUAAGAAACUAUUUCUUCCACUGAUAAGAUUUAGAAAAAGGUUAAAUGGAAGACAUUGGGGCCGGUUUCCCGGACACAGAUUAAGACUACCAAGCACUUUCAAUAGAGAUUCUCCAUUGAGCAUGCUUUUUAUUCUGGGAGUGGGCUACAGUAUAUCUGGUUCUGGAAAACCAAACCGACCCAUGGAGUAUAUCCAAUAUACUAAGUAAAUUAUAUGCAGUUCACCCAAAUGUGAUAUUUCUAUAACUGGAAUGACUGUCUCAAGGUCAUUAACACCUGAUUGUAAUUGCAGUCACUGAUUGCCCAUAGAGGAUGGAUUUAGGUGAACUAUCCUUUAAGCACUACUUUAAAAGUACUUAAAUGUACAAGUAACAUUUUAAAAGAAGUACAGGACACGCACCCCUGACAAGUCAACUGAUAUAGAAACCAACUGAGAUACUUGGUUUUGUGUGUUCAUUACAUAAUUAUGUUUUUUGUUAUCGCUUCAGCCUCCCAGCUUUAUUUUCUGCCUUUGUAUUCCAUACUGUUAUUGGUAGUGUAAUUGUUAAUUGUUAUUUUCGUAAUCAUGCUAUUGCUAUUUAUGUUACCACAAUUGUCUUUGUUUUUAUGCUGCUUAUAAAACAUUAUAAAACAUCAGCCAAUACAAUAGUAAGAAACUUCAUCCAGGGACAGUGGGGUCCACAAUUAUUGACACCCUUGACUGUAUAAAAUAAAUAAUUCAAAUACUGAGCUAUAUUGUAUGCUCAAAAACAUAAUUCAAUUGCUCAGAGGAAGAUGUUUUUUAUUCUCAAAAAGGUAGGGGUCAACAUUAUUGACACCCCUGUUUUUAAUACCUUUCAAUACCUCACCUUGCGAGGAUAACGACACUGAAUCUUUUUCUAAAAUAUCUUAGACCAUUCCUCCAUACAUAAUCCUUCCAUUUACAUUUUAGUCAUUUAGAAGAUGCUCUUAUCCAGAGCGACUUACAGUUAGUGAGUGCAUACAUUUUUCAUACUGGCCCCUUGUGGGAAUCAAACCCACAACCCUGGCGUUGCAAACGUCAUGCUCUACCAACUGAGCUACACAGGACUUCCAGAACCUUAAUAUUCUUCUUCUGCGUUUAAGGACUGCCCAGGGUUUCAAUGGGUUUCAAGUCCAGAGACUACAAUGUUGAUUUUGUGGCCAAUUAACAAUUUCUGUGUUGAUUUUGAUGUGUGCUUGGGGUUAUUGUUUUGCCAGAAGAUCCACUUGCAGUCAAGUUUCAGCCUCCUGGCAGAGGCAACCAGGUUUUUGCCUAAAAUGUCCUGGUACUGGGUAAAGUUCAUGAUGCCGUUGACCAUAACAAGAGCCACAGGAACAGUGGAAGCUAAAUAGCCCCAGAACAUCAAAGAUUCACCACCAUAUUUUACAGUAGGUCUGGGGUUCUUUUCUGCUCAUGCAUUCUCAUUUAGAAAACAAACCCACCACUGGUAUGCGUGGUCAGAGGGCUAUAUUUUUGUGUCAUCCAACAAAUGUAAACGCCUGGAGUUUGCUAAAUUGCAUUGGCACUUGGAUUGGAACUGGCGCUUUGGUCAGAUGACAUGAAAAUAGGGCUCUUGUUUAAUGGUUAAUUGGCCAGAAAAAUCUACAUUUUGCAAUGGCCAUUUCAGUGUCCGGACUUGAAACCCAUCGAAACCUGUGGUUUGAAUUGAAGAUGGCAUAAAAUAAGCCCAGACAAAGGAUAGCAAGGAUCUGGAAUGAUUCUGUAUGGAGCGAUGGUCUAAGAUAUCUCUCCCAAUGUGUUCUCCAAUCUCAUAAAACAUUUUAGAAAAAGGCUCAGUGCUGUUAACCUCACAAGGUGAGGUACAGAAAGGUAUCGAAAACAGGAGUGUCAAUAUUUUUGACCCCUACCUUUUUGAUAGGAAUAAAUAUUACUUGUUAAACCAAAUCUUUCUUUGAGCAUUUGUAUUAGUUCAAAAUAAUAUCAUUUCCCCAAAAAAUUUGAGCAUACAAUAUAUCUCAGUAUUAAAAAUGUUGCUUAAGGGGUCAAUAACCUCCCGAGUGGUGCAGUGCUCUAAGGCACUGCAUCGCAGUGCUGGCUGUGCCACUAGAGAUCCUGGUUUGAAACUGUAAGCUAACUGUAAGUUGCUCUGGAUAAGAGCGUCUGCUAAAUGAUGUAAAUGUAAUAACUUCAGACACCGCUAUAUGAUUGUCAAAGGAGAUGCAAAAUCUCUCUAUUUGAUUAGCUUGCAAAUUUUUGGCAUACUGCAGUUUAAAUUAUUAUUAAUCAACAUCACUUUAGAAAAAUCAUCACUAGCCAAACAACAAAUACGUUUGCCUUUAAACCAAAUACAAAAAUUCACAAGGUCAAUUCAUACAAUUGAUAUUGUUUGACAUUAAAUUGAUAUUGAUAAUCACCAAUAGAUGAUGAUGAGGAGGCUCCAAAUGAGCAACCAGAGAAACGUCGUAAACGUACAAGGCAAGGACCACUGCUCAAGGAAGAGAAUGUUGGUAAGAGAUUGUGAAGGUUGCAUUUGAUGAACAUGCAUGGAAACAGGUUGGUUCAAUAUCAAAGUAAUUUGUUGGAAAUUACUUUGGCACCAUGGGCCUGAUAAAUAUAGGGAAUCUUUGUUUACUCAAAGAAAUCCUGGACUUAAUACUUACACUGAUAUUCAGGAGUAUUAUUAACCAUCACAUGUAUGAUGUGUUUGUUAUUGAAGUUGAUAUACAGUAUAUACAUUAUAUCAUGGGAGAUAAAAAUAACCAAACCCUGCCAUUGUAUGCCAUUCAAAAGAGGUCACAUACUGUACGAUUUCAUAUGUAGUCAGAAAUCGAGUAAUUUAACAAAACUGUGGCACUGUAGUUAAACACAACAUCUGCAACAUUAUAAUGUACAGUGGGGGAAAAAAAGUAUUUAGUCAGCCACCAAUUGUGCAAGUUCUCCCACUUAAAAAGAUGAGAGAGGCCUGUAAUUUUCAUCAUAGGUACACGUCAACUAUGACAGACAAAAUGAGAAAAGAAAAUCCAGAAAAUCAUAUUGUAGGAUUUUUAAUGAAUUUAUUUGCAAAUUAUGGUGGAAAAUAAGUAUUUGGUCAAUAACAAAAGUUUCUCAAUACUUUGUUAUAUACCCUUUGUUGGCAAUGACACAGGUCAAACGUUUUCUGUAAGUCUUCACAAGGUUUUCACACACUGUUGCUGGUAUUUUGGCCCAUUCCUCCAUGCAGAUCUCCUCUAGAGCAGUGAUGUUUUGGGGCUGUCGCUGGGCAACACGGACUUUCAACUCCCUCCAAAGAUUUUCUAUGGGGUUGAGAUCUGGAGACUGGCUAGGCCACUCCAGGACCUUGAAAUGCUUCUUACGAAGCCACUCCUUCGUUGCCCGGGCGGUGUGUUUGGGAUCAUUGUCAUGCUGAAAGACCCAGCCACGUUUCAUCUUCAAUGCCCUUGCUGAUGGAAGGAGGUUUUCACUCAAAAUCUCACGAUUCAUUCUUUCCUUUACACGGAUCAGUCGUCCUGGUCCAUUUGCAGAAAAACAGUCCGAAAGCAUGAUGUUUCCACCCCCAUGCUUCACAGUAGGUAUGGUGUUCUUUGGAUGCAACUCAGCAUUCUUUGUCCUCCAAACACGACGAGUUGAGUUUUUACCAAAAAGUUAUAUUUUGGUUUCAUCUGACCAUAUGACAUUCUCCCAAUCCUCUUCUGGAUCAUCCAAAUGCACUCUAGCAAACUUCAGACGGGCCUGGACAUGUACUGACUUAAGCAGGGGGACACAUCUUGCACUGCAGGAUUUGAGUCCCUGGCGGCGUAGUGUGUUACUGAUGGUAGGCUUUGUUACUUUGGUCCCAGCUCUCUGCAGGUCAUUCACUAGGUCCCCCCGUGUGGUUCUGGGAUUUUUGCUCACCUUUCUUGUGAUCAAUUUGACCCCACGGGGUGAGAUCUUGCGUGGAGCCCCAGAUCGAGGGAGAUUAUCAGUGGUCUUGUAUGUCUUCCAUUUCCUAAUAAAUGCUCCCACAGUUGAUUUCUUCAAACCAAGCUGCUUACCUAUUACAGAUUCAGUCUUCCCAGCCUGGUGCAGGUCUACAAUUUUGUUUCUGGUGUCCUUUGACAGCUCUUUGGUCUUGGCUAUAGUGGAGUUUGGAGUGUGACUGUUUGAGGUUGUGGACAGGUGUAUUUUAUACUGAUAACAAGUUCAAACAGGUGCCAUUAAUACAGGUAACGAGUGGAGGACAGAGGAACCUCUUAAAGAAGAAGUUACAGGUCUGUGCGAGCCAGAAAUCAUGCUUGUUUGUAGGUGACCAAAUACUUAUUUUCCACCAAAAGUUGCAAAUAAAUUCAUAAAAAAUCCUACAAUGUGAUUUUCUGGAUUUUUUUCCUCAAUUUGUCUGUCAUAGUCGACGUGUACCUAUGAUGAAAAUUACAGGCCUCUCUCAUCUUUUUAAGUGGGAGAACUUGCACAAUUGGUGGCUGACUAAUACUUUUUUCCCCCCACUGUACUAAUAAUAGUCAUAAUGUGAAAUACAUAUUUUAUAAAUCCAUAUACAGUAUCAGUCCAAAGUUUGGACACAUCUACUCAUUCCAGGGUAUUUCUUAAUUUUUUACUAAAUAGUAAAAAUAAAGAAAAACCCUAGAAUGAGUAGGUGUGUCCAAAUGUUUGACUGGUACUGUACCUAUUUGCUUACUUUAGAGUGGACUAUUCUAUACAAUAUAGCGAUAAACUUGAUAAAGCCGUUUUUAAAAUGCAUACACAUUGCAGGUCACCACCAUGUCCAACUAAUAAACAAUACUUUACCUAGCAGAAGCACCCUGCACUUUGUGUCAGUCAUAUUUUUCAGGAAAGAUUGAAUUCCGAACUAAGUUGAGAUCAAGCAGUAGCUACCUUACUCUGAAAGACCUUAGCUGGUGGUGUUAUAGUUGUUCUUUUGAGUAUUAACAUCUUUCCACAAAAUGUAACAUCCACAGUUUAGCAUAUCUCUUUAUAUAAAAUUCAACAUGUACAUAGCAAGUACAGUUGAAGUCGGAAGUUUACAUACACUUAGGUUGGAGUCAUUAAAACUUGUUUUUCAUCCACUCCAAAAAUGUCUUGUUAAGAAACUAUAGUUUUGGCAAGACACAAGUAAUUUUUCCAACAAUUGUUUACAGACAGAUUAUAAUUGACUGUAUCACAAUUCCAGUGGGUCAGAAGUUUACAUACACUAAAUUGACUGUGCCUUUAAACAGCUUGGACAAUUCCAGAAAAUGAUGUCAUGGCUUUAGAAGCUUCUGAUAGGCUAAUUGCCAUCAUUUGAGUCAAUUGGAGGUGUACCUGUGGAUGAAUUUAAAGGCCUACCUUCAAACUCAGUGCCUCUUUGCUUGACAUCAUGGGAAAAUCAAAAGAAAUCAGCCAGGACCAAGCAAUAUCCAAACCAUGUUCAUCUGUACAAACAAUAGUAUGCAAGUAUAAACACCAUGGGACCACGCAGCCGUCAUACAGCUCAGGAAGGAGAUGCGUUCUGUCUCCUAGAAAUGAACGUACUUUGGUGCGAAAAGGGCAAAUCAAUCCCAGAACAACAGCAAAGGACCUUGUGAAGAUGCUGGAGGAAACAGGUACAAAAAUAUAUAUAUCCACAGUAAAACGAGUCCUAAAUCGACAUAACCUGAAAGGCCGCUCAGCAAGGAAGAAGCCACUGCUCCAAAACCGCCAUAAAAAAGCCAGAAUACGGUUUGCAACUGCACAUGGGGAAAAAGAUUGUACUUUUUGAGAAAUGUCCUCUGGUCUGAUGAAACAAAAAUAGAACUGUUUGGCCAUAAUGACCAUCAUUAUGUUUGGAGGAAAAAGGGGGACUUGCAAGCCAAAGAACCCCAUCCCAGCCAUGAAGCACGGGGGUGGCAGCAUCAUGCUGUGGGGGUGCUUUGCUGCAGGAGGGACUGGUGUACUUCACAAAAUAGAUGCCAUCAUGAGGAAGGAAAAUGAUGUGGAUAUAUUGAAGCAACAUCUCAAGACAUCAGUCAGGAAGUUAAAGCUGGUUCGCAAAUGGGUCUUCCAAAUGACAAUGAACCCAAGCAUACUUCCAAAGUUGUGGCAAAAUGGCUUAAGGACAACAAAGUCCAGGUAUUGGAGUGGCCAUCACAAAGCCCUGACCUCAAUCCUAUCGAAAAUGUGUGGGCAGAACUGAAAAAGCGUGUGCGAGCAAGGAGGCCUACAAACCUGACUCAGUUACACCAGCUCUGUCAGGAGGAAUGGGCCAAAAUUCACCCAACUUAUUGUGGGAAGCUUGUGGAAGGCUGCCCAAAACAUUUGACCCAAGUUAAACAAUUUAAAGGCAAUGCUACCGAAUACUAAUUGAGCAUAAGUAAACUUUAUUUUAAGAAUGUGAAAUGACAGGAUAAUAGUAAAGAGAAUGAUUUAUUUCAGCUUUUAUUUCUUUCAUCACAUUCCCAGUAGGUCAGAAGUUUACAUACGCUCAAUUAGGAAUAUGAUGAAAGAAAUAAAAGCUGAAAUAAAUCAUUAUCUUUACUAUUAUCCUGUCAUUUCACAUUCUUAAAAUAAAGUGGUUAUCCUAACUGACCUAAGACAGGGCAUUUCUACUAGGAUUAAAUGUCAGGAAUUGUGAAAAACUGAGUUUAAAUGUAUUUGGCUAAGGUGUAUGUAAACUUCCGACUUCAACUGUACAUCUUUACAAUUCACUCUUGACAUACAAAUAUAACCUAAUAUUUGUGUUGUAUAUGCAACAUGUGUGUGUGCUUCCCUGUUUAAUCUGUCUGUUAUUUGUGCCUUGUGUUGACCCAUUUGUGAAUUUUUGCUUUUGAAAGGGUUUCUCUCUUCGUUACAGAGAUUGGUGAAGGAGUUAGCCAGGUUACUUAUUCAAGUACAACGGAAACAAGCUUUUACGUAAAAGGAUAUUGUCUUUAUACACUGAUUAUACUAAACAUUAGGAACAUCUUGCUAAUAUUGAGUUGGACCCCCCACCCCCAGGGAUGCUGGCCCAUGUUGACUCCAAUGCUUCCCACAGUUGUGUCAAGGUGGCUGGAUGUCUUCAGGGUGGUGGACCAUUCUUGAUACACACAGGAAACUGUUGAGCUUGAAAAACCCAGCAGCGUUGCAGUUCUUGACACAAACCGGUACGCCUGUAACCUACCCUGUUCAAAGGCACUUCAAUAUUUUGUCUUGCCCAUUCACCCUAUGAAUGGCACACAUACACAAUCUAUUUCUCAAUUGUCUCAAGGCUUAAAAAUCCUUAUUUAGCCUGUCUCCUCCCCUUCAUCUACACUGAUUGAAGUGGAUUUAACACGUUUUAUCAAUAAGGGAUCAUAGCUUUCACCUGGAUUCACCUGGUCAGUCUAUGUCAUGGAAAGAGCAGGUGUUCUUAAUGUUUUGUACACUCAGUGUAUUUCCUCAAAACCAUUUUCUUUUGAAAUACCAAUAAAAUCCAGCUAUUAAUUAGAGUAGUUAUGAAUAAUAAGGCUAGUCAGUUUCUUGAACACCUUCAUUUCACAUAAAACAUUAUUUUGAUAAGUAAACUGAAACUAGUCCUUCACCACCCAUUCCGUGCUUUAGUUGUUGUUGAUGUGAUAUUGUUAUUGUUAUUGCUACUAUUGUUCCUUUUGUUAUUGUGGAUGUUGUUGUAAUUGCUGUUGUUACUGUUACCAUUGCUGUUCUCUACAAGGCCUUACCUAUCAAUAAUCGACAAAUUAACAAUGAUGGUGAUUACGAUAAUCAUCAAUAGGAAAAACAAAUAGUGAUGGCCCAGCCACAGAUGCAAAAGCCAAAAACAGAAAGGCAAAGAGCGGAGGUGGCGCCAGGCCAGCAGGCAGUGGUGUGUCUGCUGAUAUUGGUGAGGCUGCAAGUGCCGAUGAGGCUUCAAGUGCAGAUGAGACCGACGAGCCAGCAGAAGCUGCUAAGCGUGGAAGCGCACAGGCCGCACAAGGCCAGGCGUUAUACUUCAGGAGACGGUCGUUGGUAAGAUUAUGGUUACUGCAUUGACUUCUGCAUGGGAUUCACUGUUCUGGUGGUUUGAGGGUGUGUUCACAGAACACGUUUGAUCAUUCAGAAGAAUGGUGGGUUUUAAUCUCUACUUAUUAGUUCACUGACCUUUUGGGAUUAUGGUAGUCGUGAAUAAGGGUGGCUUUAACAAUGCUUAACCAUCCAUAUUUCACAUUGCCAUUGACCAUACGGUAUUUUCAAAUUUGGAUAAUUGAUAGAUUUGAACUUUAUUAUACCAUGUAGUUUACAAGUAAUUUCUAUCAGGGCAUACAGUGCCUUGCAAAAGUAUUCAUCCCCCUUGGUGUUUUUCCUAUUCUUUUGCAUUACAACCUGUAAUUUAAAUUGAUUUUUGUUUGCAUUGCAUGUAAUGGACAUACACAAAAUAGUCCAAAUUGGUGAAGUGGUGUGUGCAUAUGUAUUCACCCCCUAUGCUAUGAAGUCCCUAAAUAAGAUCUGGUGCAACCAAUUACAUUCAGAAGUCACAUAAUUAGUUGAAUAAAGUCCACCUGUGUGCAAUCUAAGUGUCACAUGAUCUGUCACAUGAUCUCAGAAUAUAUACCACUGUUCUGAAAGGCCGCAGUCUGCAACACCUCUAAGCAAGCGGCACCACCAAGCAAGUGGCACCAUGAAGACCAAGGUGCUCUCUAAACAAGUCAGGGACAAGGUUGUGGAGAAGUACAGAUCAGGUUUGAGUUAUAAAAAAUAUCCGAAACAUUGAACAUCCCACGGAGCACCAUUAAAUCCAUUAUUAAAAAAUUUAAAGAAUAUGGCACCACAACAAACCUACCAAGAGAGGGCCGCCCACCAAAACUCACAGACCAGGCCAGGAGGGCAAUAAUCAGAGGCAAAAAAGAGACCAAAGAUAACCCUGAAGGAGCUGCAAAGCUUCACAGUGGAGAUUGGAGUAUAUGUCCAUAGGACCACUUUAAACCGUACACUCCACAUAGCUGGGCUUUACGGAAGAGUGGCCAGAAAAAAGCAAUUGCUUAAAGAAAAAAAUAAGCAAACAAGUUUGGUGUUCGCCAAAAGGCAUGUGGGAGACUCCCCAAACAUAUGGAAGAAGGUACUCUGGUCAGAUGAGACAAAAAUUUAGAUUUUUGGUCAUCAAGGAAAACGCUAUGUCUGGAGGAAACCCAACACCUCUCAUCACCACGAUAACACCAUCUCCACAGUGAAACAUGGUGGUGGCAGCAUCAUGCUGUGGGGAUGUUUUUCAUCGGCAGGAACUGGGAAAAUGGUCAGAAUUGAAGGAAUGAUGGAUGCUGCUAAAUACAGGGAAAUUCUUGAGGGAAACCUGUUUAUGUCUUCCAGAGAUUUGAGACUGGGAUGGAGGUUCACCUUCCAGCAGGACAAUGACCCUAAGCAUACUGCUAAAGCAACACUUGAGUGGUUUACAUUUAAAUGUCUUGGAAUUGCCUAGUCAAAGCCCAGACCUCAAUCCAAUUGAGAAUCUGUGGUAUGACUUAAAGAUUGCUGUACACCAGUGGAAUCCAUCCAACUUGAAGGAGCUGGAGCAGUUUUGCCUUGAAGAAUAGGCAAAAAUCCCUAUGGCUAGAUGUGCCAAGCUUAUAGAGACAUACCCCAAGAGACUUGCAGCUGUAAUUGCUGCGAAAGGUGGCUCUACAAAGUAUUGACUUUGGUGGGGUGAAUAGUUAUGCACGCUCAGGUUUUCUGUUUUUCUUUCUUAUUUCUUGUUUGUUUCACAAUGAAAAAUACACUGCUCAAAAAAAUAAAGGGAACACUUAAACAACACAAUGUAACUCCAAGUUAAUCACACUUCUGUGAAAUCAAACUGUCCACUUAGGAAGCAACACUGAUUGACAAUACAUGCUGUUGUGCAAAUGGAAUAGACAACAGGUGGAAAUUAUAGGCAAUUAGCAAGACACCCCCAAUAAAGGACUGGUUUUGCAGGUGGUGACCACAGACCACUUCUCAGUUCCUAUGCUUCCUGGCUGAUGUUUUGGUCACUUUUGAAUGCUGGCGGUGCUUUCACUCUAGUGGUAGCAUGAGACGGAGUCUACAACCCACACAAGUGGCUCAGGUAGUGCAGCUCAUCCAGGAUGGCACAUCAAUGCGAGAUGUGGCAAGAAGGUUUGCUGUGUCUGUCAGCGUAGUGUCCAGAGCAUGGAGGCGCUACCAGGAGACAGGCCAGUACAUCAUGAGACGUGGAGGAGGCCGUAGGAGGGCAACAACCCAGUAGCAGGACUGCUACCUCCACCUUUGUGCAAGGAGGAGCAGGAGGAGCACUGCCAGAGCCCUGCAAAAUGACCUCCAGCAGGCCACAAAUGUGCAUGUGUCUGCUCAAACGGUCAGAAACAGAAUCCAUGAGGGUGGUAUGAGGGCCCGACGUCCACAGGUGGGGGUUUUGCUUACAGCCCAACACCGUGCAGGACAUUUGGCAUUUGCCAGAGAACACCAAGAUUGGUAAAUUCGCCACUGGCGCCCUGUGCUCUUCACAGAUGAAAGCAGGUUCACACUGAGCACAUGUGACAGACGUGACAGAGUCUGGAGACGCCGUGGAGAACGUUCUGCUGCCUGCAACAUCCUCCAGCAUGACCGGUUUGGCGGUGGGUCAGUCAUGGUGUGGGGUGGCAUUUCUUUGGGGGGCCGCACAGCCCUCCAUGUGCUCGCCAGAGGUAGCCUGACUGCCAUUAGGUACCGAGAUGAGAUCCUCAGACCCCUUGUGAGACCAUAUGCUGGUGCGGUUGGCCCUGGGUUCCUCCUAAUGCAAGACAAUGCUAGACUUCAUGUGGCUGGAGUGUGUCAGCAGUUCCUGCAAGAGGAAGGCAUUGAUGCUAUGGACUGGCCCGCCCGUUCCCCAGACCUGAAUCCAAUUGAGCACAUCUGGGACAUCAUGUCUCACUCCAUCCACCAACGCCACGUUGCACCACAGACUGUCCAGGAGUUGGCGGAUGAAUUAGUCCAGGUCUGGGAGGAGAUCCCUCAGGAGACCAUCCGCCACCUCAUCAGGAGCAUGCCCAGGCGUUGUAGGGAGGUCAUACAGGCACGUGGAGGCAACACACACACUACUGAGCCUCAUUUUGACUUGUUUUAAGGACAUUACAUCAAAGUUGGAUCAGCCUGUAGUGUGGUUUUACACUUUAAUUUUGAGGGUGACUCCAAAUCCAGACCUCCAUGGGUUGAUCAAUUUGAUUUCCAUUGAUAAUUUUUGUGUGAUUUUGUUGUCAGCACAUUCAACUAUGUAAAGAAAAUAGAAUUUAAUAAGAUUAUUUCAUUCAUUCAGAUCUAGGAUGUGUUAUUUUAGUGUUCCCUUUAUUUUUUUGAGCAGUGUAUGUUGCAUCUUCAAAGUGGUAGGCAUGUUGUGUAAAUCAAAUAAAAAAAAACUCAAAAUAAUCCAUUUUAAUUCCAGGUUGUAAGGCAACAAAAUUGGAAAAAUGCCAAGGGGGGUGAAUACUUUCGCAAGCCACUGUAUCAGGGAUGGAUGACAAAAUGUUUAUCCAUGUCGCUGCCUUAGUGUUUGCACAUUGUGUGUUUUGAGUGUGCUACAAUGUUUAAAAAGCAUCCGUGUUUGUAGAUUGUUUGUCUUAAACAUGAUUGCCUGUGUUACCUAGUACUGAAAGCAAAGUCUUGCAAAGUCUCCAAAACGUGGCCUCAUUAGUAAAACAUAAUCACGUCAGGACAACACAGAAGAUUUCAACCAUAUUUCAGAAAAUAAAGAAACAUGAAAUCUCACCAACUCAUGAAAAUAUAAGAAGAUUGAAGUGUGAAAAUAUGAGAAGAAGGAAUAUGAUGGUUUGGAAGUUGAUGUGAAUAUAUAAGAAGAGCUCUUGCUUUUGAAAGAGAAAUUAAGAUAUAUGGACUUCUUGCUUUGGAAGCCGACAGGAAGAUAAAACAUCAUUUGUUUACAAAGUCACAUAAGAAAAACCUGUACCUCGUAUAUCUUACAAACAACCAUUGGCGAUGUCAAGAAUGAAUGGCUAAACAAGAAAUCACACAGUACACAGAAUAUAUUAAUAUAUAUUGUCAAUGAGCACCCUGACCAAAGAACUAUUGGAACAAACAAGAAUGAGGGUGAAGUGUGAAAAAUAUUACCAUGAACCCAUACCAAGGCUAACAGAAAGAGAAUUUUAAAAAACAACAACACAUCAACGAAUUCCUGAAAAAACACCAUGGAAAAACUCAAUCUUCAAUAACUAGCCAAAACAAUCAAAAUAGAAAAAGUGAUAUUUUGCGAUCUUCAUCAACACUGAAGUUCUACGCCAUCUUUAAAAAAAAAAAUCCAUCACGCCUUUUAACGAAUUUAGAUUCAAACAUGUCAGUUUACAUUUGAACAUGUAUUUUAUAGAUUAACUGCAAAAUAAAAUGCAUGGUAUAACAUUUUUAAAAUUCAACAGUAAUGUUUGACAGGAUUCUGAGGACUCUGAGCUUAGGUAAGUCAGUACACUAAGAUGACAUGCAUGCAUGAACUGUAUGACAAAGAAAGGUUGCGAUGAAUGUUAAUCAUAAUUCUAUAUUUUACUUAAUUUGAAUUCCAACACUCACCCUAACAGGUAAUUAUAUAAGGGUGAGCUGCAAAUGAAGCACAGUCACUAACUGUAAAUCUGCUAAAUCCUUCCAGACCCUGGCGUUCACUUCAAUCUUGGGCUUUCUGACUUCACCGCCAUUGUGGGAGACCCAGCUGAAAUUGUCUGUAAGAUGAGCAAGGAAAAUGUUGAUGGGGUAUGGUACAAGGAUGGAGAGGAGGUGAGCAUCUACAUUGCAAUAUAAUUUUGCCAAUCACCACUUCCAUACAUAUUAUUUGUAACAGUAAAGUCCUGAAGGCCAUAGAAAAACAACAAUAGGCUAUUAUUAUUAUAUUAUUAGUUCAGUGUUUAUAAGGUGUUUUGAGCUAAUAUUUAGUUGUUUUAUUGGCCACUGCAGAUGCAGAAUGCACUUGAGAGAUAUAUCAGCUUAAAUAUUAUUGUGCUUUCUUGUUUAGAUUGAACCCGAUGAUGUUCUUACCAUGUCUAAAGAUGGAUGCUUCCAAUAUCUCAAAAUCAGCAAAAUCUCAGAGGACUAUGCUGGAAAAUACAAAUUUGAAGCAGAUGGCCGUAAAACAGAGGCCAUGAUUGUUGUUAAAGGUCUAAAUCUAUUUAACUUUUUUAUCUUGCAUCUAAUCUCAGCACCACAUUAAUUAUAUUUUAUAACAUUUUUAAAUUCACUCGUAUUAUUGUAUCUUUUUUUAUAUAGAUCCACCUAGAUUCGACCCAGAGGGAUUGAAAGAGUUUAUGGUUCCGAUCAUUAUUAAAAAAGGUCAAAAAGCCACUUUCAAGAUAUCAUUUGUGGGUCGGGAUCCAAUGAAGAUCCAAUGGUAUCAUGAGGGCGAGGAGCUCUCAGACAACACAAACAUCAAGAUAGAGCAUGCAGAGGGUCAGAGUCGCCUGCUUCUCAACAAGUUACAGCGCAAAGACACUGGGGAAAUCAAGAUCAAACUCAAAAAUGAUUUUGGAACUUCUGAGGCCUUUGCGAAGGUCAUUAUAUAUGGUAUGUUUGUUCUCUCUGGGUCCAAUCAAGAGCUUAUCUUUGAUUUGGUGUGAAAUCUUAAAGUCACUUGGGUCAAAAUGUUAUUUCUCAAGCUUUGUAUUUAGCAUACAGUGCAAUAUAUUUUCAUAACUCUGCAGCAAUAUGUGAUAUAAUGAAAUGUAAUAAUAAAUAAAUAAAACAGUGAUUCAUUAACUUCAGGAAUAAAUUGUACCAUGCUUAGAGCAAUCCAACAGAGAGUAAAAUAAGCAUCUGUUUCUUGACAGACAAGCCCACCCCUCCAAUGGGACCUCUGGAGAUUAUUGAAGCCUCUCAAAAUGCCAUUGAUAUCAAGUGGAGGCCCCCGAAGGAUGAUGGUGGCUGUAAGAUAGUAAACUACAUCCUGGAACGUCAACAGAUAGGCCGCAACACGUGGAAGAAACUGGGUCCGAUCGGUCCAGAGGCCCGCUACAAAGACACUGAUGUGGACCAUGGCAGGAAGUACUGUUACAAAAUCAUGGCCGACACUGAGAUGGGCACCAGUGAGUUGAUGGAGACAGAGGAUGUCCAGGCAGGCACAAAAGGUGAGUGCAUAAAUCAGUGAGGUCAAUUUAGCGUGAUUCGGAAGACUAUUGGUUAUUUUGGAAAUCUCAAUGUGCAUUGUCCAGUAUUCCUAUACAACAGCUUCAAAUGCUUAAAUAAAGUUUACAAAAAUUAGUAUAGUAACACAUAACCAGAAGACAGUUGUCACAAAUCAUAUUUCUGUACUUAGCAUACCCUGGACCCCCUUCUGCACCUAAAGUGGUUAGCGCCUUCAAGGACUGCAUCACUCUGACAUGGAUUCCCCCUUCUAACACUGGAGGAACCAACAUUCUGGGAUACAACAUGGAGAAACGCAAGAAGGGAAGCAAUCUAUGGAGCCCUGUCCAUCCUGCAGAUGAUAGGAUAAAAGGUUUCACCAUUACCACUUCUGUAUUAAUUUGAACCAUGUUUAUUCCAUAGAUGAAGUAUAGCAGUUUAACCCAUAACUUACGCUAUUGUUUUGUAUGUUUGCUCGUACCACAGAGAACGAGUUUGGUGUGAAAGACGUAAUAGAGGGUAUGGAAUACGAGUUCCGUGUGGCAGCUAUCAACAACUCUGGAGCUGGUGAAUUUGGCGCUCUGUCUGAGUUUGUGUUUGCCAGGGACCCCAAAAGUAGGUCAUAUUCAAUGGUACUUUGAGUACAUAGAUAUUCUUUCAAAUUAAUCCAUAGGUUUAAGAGACCUAUUAAUAUCUCACUUAUGUGUAUCAUUUCAGAGCCCCCCGGUAAAGUCCUUGACCUGAAGGUGACAGACUCUACCUACACCACCUUGUCCCUGGGUUGGACUAAACCAAGGGAGGAAGAGGGGGUUGAGGAUGAAGCCAAGGGAUACUUUGUGGAGAUCAGACCAGCAGAAAGCCCAGAGUGGGAUCGCUGUAACACUAACCCCAUCAUCAUGACCUCCUUCACAGUGAAAGGCAUGAAGUCAAUGGCCAUGUAUUGGGUGAGAGUGGUCGCUACCAAUGACGGUGGAGAAGGCAAGCCCCAAGAGCUGGACAACUACAUCCUGGCUAUGCCUCCUCCUGGUAAGACCAUUCAUUUCAAACAUCCCUGUUGGCAUCAAAAUAUUGAGAGGAUCUUGUUUGAAUGCUAGCAUUUCCCUCCUAACUUUGACUGUAUAAAACAUGUUGUUCUUAUGCUUUUGCAUCAUCCAGUCAGGCCAAAAUUCACUGAUCAAAAAAUCAAGAGUUUCAUGGUGGUGCAAGCAGGGAAUUCUGCACGAUUCAACAUUAACUUUGAGGUACAGUGUAAAAAUGUAGUUGGAUUUCUAAAUAUCCACUUCCAUACAAGUGGAAAGAACCCAAAUGGAUAGCAUUGUCAUGUAGAUAUAGUGAUAAUUUUCUGAUAUUCUUUACAGGCCUCUCCGUGGCCAGAUGUCACUUGGCUGAAGGAUGGCGUACCUGUUUCCAAACGGGUUACCAUCAGCAACACUGAAGGGGCAUCCCAACUUUUGAUUCCUUCUUCAGAGCACUCAGAUACAGGAAUCUACACCAUUCUCAUCAAGAAUAUUGUUGGCCAAGAGACAUUCAGCAUUGAGAUCAGAGUCACAGGUGAGAUGCUCAUAAAAUGGCUGACCGUGGUUCUGUAAGUUAAAAGCAGUUGAGGUCCAGUGUUGAUCAUUAAUCACACAAUUAUUUGUGGUCCGAUCUAGAUGAGCCCAAGCCUCCAGGUCCUGUGGAGGUAGAUGAGAACGUACAGGGCACAGUGACUGUGUCCUGGACGCCAUCUCCUGAUGAGAAGAGGGACAACAGGCUGCACUACCUGGUGUCUAAGCGCGACUCAAGCAAGAGAACGUGGCACACAGUGGCAGACCGCAUAUUUAACAACAAGUUCACAGCCUGUAACAUCUUGCCUGGCAGAGAGUACCAGUUCCGUGUCUAUGCUAAGAAUGACAUGGGCUCUUCUAAACCCUCUGAAUCACUAAAAUGGGAAAUCAAAGGCAAAAGAGGUUUGUAAAAGCGGUUUGGGUCACUCUUCAUUGUGAAUUCUGGGCCAGUCCUUGCAGUGUCCAUGUGCUUUGAAAGGCAUGUGAGUGGUGUAAAUGCAUACGAUACUAUAAGGCUAGCAAUUUAGAGGGCCACUUGUUGGUAAUUCCAAUAACUGAGAGCAAACAAUGUAACUAACAAAACUAUAAUUUUGAAUUUUUUAAAUAGUCCAACAGGCUCUGCAUUUCAGGAAUCACAGUAGCAAGUACUCCUUUGUGCACUGUUAAAUUAUUUAGCUAUUUAAACAUUGUUUUUUGGGCUCUGUGUGUGGAACCUCAGUUGUAUUUUGUUAUUUUUCAUCCCAUACAAAUAUCGAAGUACAGAGCAGAGUAGACAAAGACAUUACAUUUGCACAGCAUGCUAAUGAAAAUCCACCUUCUGGAUUACAUUACUUUGGCUGUCUCCUUAACAAUCCAAAAGCAAGAAAGAGUUGUUAACAGAAUUCCUAAAAUAAGUGCAUUUGAACUCUUAAAACAGUAAAACCGUUCAGCUAGAGAAAGAAGAGUAAUUGAUUUGUCUCUUAUCAGGUCUCUUAGCAAUAAUGAAAAAGUGAAGUGUAGCUCAUGUGAAACAUGUUUAAUUCCUUGACUAACCUAGUAGAAAUAAGCAAUCACAACACAAUUCAGAAUUUGAUGGGGCCAGAGUAAAGAAGAGGUGAACAGGUCAGUAUCAACAUGGUGAGCAGUGAGAGAAGGUUCCUGCUUAGUAAAUUGCAACCCCUGGGUUGAGCCUUUAUCAAUGUAACAUAGCCAGGAGAAUGGGCCAUAUCUCGUAGCUUCUAACAAUAAUUUACAAAUAUUGAAUACGUAAGGGAUAAUCAACGAGGGGCUAUGUGUUCUCUGGAAAAUAAUGUAUGACGUGGAAGGUGUGUUCCACAAAAAGUUAGCGGAGUGGCACUCAUUUUUACAUUUACAUUUUAGUCAUUUAGCAGACACUCUUAUCCAUUAUUUUUCAUACUGGCCCCCCCGUGGGAAUCGAACCCACAACCAUGGUGUUGCAAACGCCAUGCUCUACCAACUGAGCUACAUCCCUCUCACCUACCAAGGAGUUGCAUUAUUUUCCAGAGAAUGCAUAGAGUCCUGAGUUGAUUAUCCCUUUUAUACCAUGGCUAUAAUUUAACAUAUUUGCUGCUAGAAAUUUAUUAAUUUGCCAGUAGAAAUGUGACAACAACAUCCAUUGAAGUAGCUAGCAAGUUAACUAGCUAGCUAGAUAGCUACAGUAGUUGCCUUGGUAACCAAACAAACAGACUUGCUAGCUUAGCUAACCAAACCAUCAUCCUAGCUUGAUAUUAUGAAUAUCAAACUCAACAAUGCCAAUAAUGUUUUCAAUUCAACUUUUGCUUUCAAAAGCAGCUCAAAAAUAGAACAUGUAAGAAUAAACUUCAUAGCCAUUGAAUUAUACCGUGCAAUUAUACCAUGCAUUAUAGGGAAAUAAUGCAUGCUCUAGAAUGCCCUUCAAGCCAAUCAGAAAUGAGUAUUCAACAAUGCCAUGGUAUUAAUAUUUAUAUUAAUUUCACAUAAGCAAUAACAUUAAUUUAGCAUAAACUCAAGCUCCAAUGCAUUCUGUCAAAGUGGACAAACCCAAUACAUAUAUUGGCUCAUGUCCUGAUCUUUCUGAGAAUGACCUUUUGCUCCUAUUGAUUUAAAAUUGAGGUUUGUAAAAGCUGUUUGGGUCACUCUUCAUUGUGAAUUCUGGGCCAGUCCUUGCAGUGUCCAUGUGCUUUGAAAGGCAUGAGAGUGGUGUAAAUGCAUACGAUAUUAUAAGGCUAGCAAUUUAGGGGGCCACUUGUUGGUAAUUCCAAUAACUGAGAGCUUGGGCACAAACUGGUCCAAAGUCUCUCCCGACUAGUCAUUAGGACGUUAGGUUAAGUUAAGUGGCAGUUCACAGUUUGCUGCUCCCAAAAGUGAUCUUUAAUAACACUUUUAACAUUAUGCCAUUAUUGUAUCUUGCUUAAAGCUUUAUCAAAUAUACUUUUUUUGGACCAGCAAACAGUGAGCAGACAUUUACACUUUCUACUGCUAUAAUUUCUUUCCAGCCACUCUGACAAAUUUGGAUGUGUGAAAUAUCUCAUCUUUAACAAGGUACACGUUGCCUCUGUGUUUGUGUUUUCAGAAAAGUUUGUGCUGCAAAUGCCAGAGUCUAAGACCUGCAACCUAGAACACCCUCCUAAGUUUCUUGUCCCUUUGAAAAUGCACACCACUCCACAAGGUUAUGAGUGCUACAUGAGCUGUGCCGUGAGAGGGGACCCAACACCCCAUGUCACAUGGUUCCGCAAUAAUAUCAGCCUCAACACCAACACCAACUACCUCAUCGCCAACACUUGUGGUGUUUGCUCAAUGCUCAUACUGAGGGUUGGAGCCAAGGACUCUGGAGAGUACACAAUCAUUGCAGAGAACCCCCUUGGCAGGGCAGAGUGCUCCACUAAGCUCACUGUCAAUGGUAUAUAA
Molecule: messenger RNA, 52086 nt
Organism: Coregonus sp. 'balchen'
Lineage: Eukaryota; Metazoa; Chordata; Actinopteri; Salmoniformes; Salmonidae
Source: the annotation of a GenBank genome assembly